Molecule: messenger RNA, 80855 nt
Organism: Pelobates cultripes (western spadefoot toad)
Lineage: Eukaryota; Metazoa; Chordata; Amphibia; Anura; Pelobatidae
Source: the annotation of a GenBank genome assembly
CAACUCCUUACAGGAAAAUAAUAUGAUAACAGAAGGAGGGAGAUGCACAGCCAGUUAGCCCAGGGAGGACUUGAUAAAAGGAGGGGCACAGUGACAGUGACAGAGAGAAAGGAGGAAAGUGACAGAGAGAGAGAGAAAAGAGGAGCAGGAUAGUGACAUAGAAAGAAGGAGAGUGACAGAGAGAGAAAGGAGGAUAAGAGUAACAGUGAGAGAGAGGGAAGGAGGUGAGUGACAGAGUGAGGGAGAAGAGUGAAAGAGAGGAGGAGGAAAGUAACUGUCAGGGAGGAGGAAAGUGACAGUCAGAGAGGAGGAAGAUAAGAUAGGGAGGAGGAGAGAGUGACAGUCUGGGAAGAGGAGGAGACAGGGAGGAGGAGAGUGACAGACAUGGAGGGAGGAGGGGAGUGACAGAGAGAGAGAAGGAGAGUGACAGAGAGAGAGGAGGAGAGUGACAGAAAAGGGGUGGCGAGUGACAGAGAGAGUGACAGAGAGAAAGGGAGGAGGAGAGUGACAGACAUGGAGGGAGGAGGGGAGUGACAGAGAGAAAGGGAGGAGGAGAGUGACAUAGAGGAGAGUGACAAAAGAGAGAGGGAGGAGAGUGACAGGCAGAGAGGGAGGAGGAGAGUGACAGACAGAGAGGGAGGAGGAGAGUGACAGACAGGGAGGAGAGUGACAGACAGAGAGGGAGGAGAGUGACAGAGAGAGAGAGAGGGAGGAGGAGAGUGACAGAGAGAGAGGGAGGAGAGUGACAGAGAGAGAGGGAGGAGAGUGACAGAGAGAGAGGGAGGAGGAGAGUGACAGAGAGAGAGGGAGGAGAGUGACAGAGAGAGAGGGAGGAGGAGAGUGACAGAGAGAGAGGGAAGAGGAGAGUGACAGAGAGAGAGGGAGGAGGAGAGUGACAGAGAGAGAGAGGGAGGAGAGUGACAGAGAGAGGGAGGAGGAGAGUGACAGACAGACAGAGAGAGAGAGAGAGAGAGAGAGAGAGAGGAGGAGGCGGUGAUGUACUGCUCCUGCUGCCUCCCCGCUGGGGGAGCGGCUGUAGAUCUCGUCACCUCGUCCAGGGAUCUUUGCACCGGGAGGAGGGAGAGGGGGCAAAUCCUCCUUCCCGGGCUGGCUCCAUGGCUGCUGCAAUGUCAGAGGGAGCCAUAGCGGGCGGAGGGCGAGCUGGCGGCGGCGGGAGCGCGGUGGGGAGUGCGGCCGGUGCCCCCCAGGGAUCCCCGGGUGUCACGGUCUCAGCCGGCGGGGGAGCGGCAGCCCGAGGAGCGGAUAGCCCGGCCGGGGGAGGGGGAGCUGCUGCUGUACCGCUCAGGAUCGCCGCCAAGAAGGGACAGCUCCGCUCCGCUCCCCGGGCUAAGAAACUGGAGAAACUCGGAGUGUACUCAGCGUGCAAGGUAAGGGGGAGUCACUAUAACCACUGACAGUCACUGUAUACUAUAACCACUGACAGUCACUGUGCACUAUAACCACUGACAGUCACUGUGCACUAUAACCACUGCACUGACACUCACUGUGCACUAUAACCACUGACAGUCAUUGUGCACUAUAACCACUGCACUGACACUCACUGUGCACUAUAACCACUGACAGUCACUGUACACUAUAACCACUGCACUGACACUCACUAUACACUAUAACCACUGCACUGACACUCACUGUGCACUAUAACCACUGACAGUCAGUGUACACUAUAACCACUGCACUGACACUCACUAUACACUAUAACCACUACACUGACACUCACUGUGCACUAUAACCACUGACAGUCAGUGUACACUAUAACCACUGCACUGACACUCACUAUACACUAUAACCACUGACAGUCACUGUACACUAUAACCACUGCACUGACACUCACUGUACACUAUAACCACUGCACUGACACUUACUGUGCACUAUAACCACUGACAGUCACUGUACACUAUAACCACUGCACUGACACUCACUGUGCACUAUAACCACUGACAGUCACUGUACACUAUAACCACUGCACUGACACUCAUUGUGCACUAUAACCACUGCACUGACACUCACUGGCACUAUAACCACUGCACUGACACUCACUGUGCCUUAUAACCACUGACAGUCACUGUACACUAUAACCACUGCACUGACACUCACUGUGCACUAUAAUCACUGAUCACUGUACACUAUAACCACUGCACUGACACUCAUUGUGCACUAUAACCACUGACACUCACUAUACACUAUAACCACUGCACUGACACUCACUGUACACUAUAACCACUGGCAGUCACUAUACACUAUAACUACUGCACUUACUGUACACUAUACACUAUAACCACUGACAGUCACUGUACACUAUAACCACUGCACUUACUGUACACUAUAUACUAUAACCACUGACAGUCACUGUACACUAUAACCACUGCACUCACUGUACACUAUAACCACUGCACUGACACUCACUAUACACUAUAACCACUGACACUCACUGUUCACUAUAACCACUGCACUCACUGUACACUAUAACCACUGCACUGACACUCACUAUACACUAUAACCACUGACACUCACUGUUCACUAUAACCACUGCACUGGCACUCACAAUACACUAUAACCACUGACACUCCCUGUACACUAUAACCACUGCACUUACACUCACUAUAUACUAUAACCACUGCACUGACACUCACAAUACACUAUACCCCCUGAGACUCACUAUACAUACACUAUACCCCCUGCCCUGACACUCUCCAUACACAGAUACCCCCUGUGACUCACACUAUACAGAGAUACCUAUUAAGACUAGGUUACACACUAUACCGAGAUAACACUGGGUUGCAGCCACCCAGGAAUGAAAACAAACCAACAUACUGGCAUCGUGUCCCCACGCCCAUCGUGUGCCAGGACUGGCACUGUAUUAGUUCACUAUGUGGUGCCAGCUGAUACUGUUUUGCACAGUCUGUAUACUAGUGUAACAUUUUUGCUGACAGAAUUCACAUGCGUGAAGGAUAACAACAACAAGAGACUAAUAAUAAUACUGAAACAGCAACAACAACAUUCUGUGCAGCAACACUGACUCAGCAACACCACACAGGGACACGGUGCUGCCAGGCUGGAGAGCUGCUGGGGACAAAACUUUUAGCUCUCGAUUUGUUGUGGGCUAUAAUUUCUGACUUCACAUCUGUAAAAUGUUGUCCAUAGCCUUUGUAGUUCCAAAGGUAAGCUCUCAUUGAUCCCUGAGUGAUACAAAUGACAGUAUCCUCUGGUAAUAGGUCAUACUACAGAUACAAUGUUACACACCUAUGAUGUCACUGUUAAAGAUCUGAACUAACUCUGCUCUCUUGGUUACUCUAUGAUGUCAUGAUGAAAUGAUCCUUUGUGAUAUUGCAUCUUUAGCAUAACUGCCACUGUUAGUAGUGGGGAAGUGGGAUAAGUGUGAAAGAAACCAUUACCUGCAAAGAAGAUUGUGCAAGCUGUGUGAAAAUGGAAAAGUUAUAUCAAUUAAUAGUUUUUUUUAUUAUGUUUAUUGCCCUGAGUGUGAAACAAACAAAAAAGUUAGAAACCACAGAAUUAUUUUUAGACACUCACACCUCACCCACUGUAAUACUGCAACCUGGGAGUGCAGUUAAUUAAUACUGCUUCUGUAGCAGUAUUUUAAAGUUAUAUCACUCCCCAAGCUCACACUGAGUGUUUCCCUUGCAAUAAUAAUAACAUUGCAAUGGCAUCAAUGCAUGCUGUGGAUAAACAAUGUUUUGACACUUGACACAUCCUCACUACAACCCUUCACUGACAGAACAAGUUAAUAUUGCAAUCUGACACUGUGGUAAUAUGAUACCAUGGAUAAAGCAAACUACUGCACCAGUUUGUACUUGUCAGUGAGACUUGAAAGUACUUUUUUGUACUACAUCUCGAAUUUAUAUCUAGCCGAUACAGACAGCAUUUCUAUUACAGGAAGCUCCUACCUGUUGACAACACUGCUCUCAUAACAUUAUCGUGAUACUAAAAAGAUUUUGGGUUACCAAAGCAUCAUAAACAAAUUAUGACGAUACCGCAAUAAUUAUGCUGAUAUGGCAUCGUGGUUAAAAGAACACAUUAAAGUGUUAGGAAGACAAACCUGUAUUGCUAACACUGUAGUGCUGAAGUACAUGUUCAGGUGACUGCCCCCCGUCGGAAUGGAGUAAAAAGGUUUUAAACAUAACUUUUCUCCACCGCCAUGUCUCUAUGAGGACAUGCUGGUUGGCGCGGCACUGCCUUCAUGGCGGAGGUCUUGACGAUCUCAGUCAUGUGCGGCAAAAUGUUGUGCUGCGCCAAUCAGCAUGUCCUCAUAGAGACACGUUGAAUCAAUGCAUCUCUACGGGGAGUGAACGUAGGUGCUGCACUGUCUAAGUGACUGCCACAAUAGGCAUCACUAGGCAGCAUUGCUCAGCCUGCAGGGGAAAGUUAUAAACACCAGAACCACUAAAUUAAGCUGUAAUGGUGCUGGUGACUAUAGUGUCCUGUUAAGUUUGUGGUUGAAUAAUGCUAACACUGUAAGUGAAUAAAACAUUCUAAUUUAAAGGAUCACUAUAGGGUCAGGAACACAAACAUUUAUUCCUGACCCUAUAGUGCUAAACCCACCAAAUAGGUGGCUUGCCCCUCCUUCCCCCCCCCAAUAAAAGUUUAAAAAUCACCUUAUUUCCCGCGCCGUAAGGGUCUGCCGGCUCUUUCUCUGCCUUUUGUGACAUUAUCAAAAGGGCCGAUUUUUAGCCAAUCUAAUGCAUUCCCAUGGGGAAAGCAUUAGAUUGGCAAAAAUUGGCACAGGGCGGGGCCAAAUGCCAUUUUGGCCAAUCAGGACACCUCCUCAUAGAGAUGCACUGGAUCAGUGCAUCUCUAUAGGGAAAAUUCAGCGUCUUCAUGCAGAGCAUGGGGACGCUGAACGGCAGGGCUGCCUACUGUGCAGCACUAAGCCAGGAAGCCCCUCCAGUGGGCGUCUGAGAUGUGGCCACUUGGAGGUGUCCCUAGGGGCAAUGUAAACACUGCCCUUUUUCUGAAAAGACAGUGUUUACAUGAAAAUGCCUGAAGGGAGCUAUUAUACUCACCAGAACAACUACAUUAAGCUGUAGUUCUGGUGACUAUAGUGUCCCUUUAAGUACGUCAUUUCUGACAAAUACACAACAAAGAACAGAUACAGAAUACUACUGUCUACAGAAUUCAGUGAUACAAUAUGGACAUCAGAGAAACAAUGCCAGUUAAAGUGGAUAUAAUAUUAUCUAAUAAAAAAAAAGCACAGCAGUUCUAACAAAGAGUAAGAAAUUAACACAUUCGUUUAAUGAAAGACAACUCUAUGGUAAUCUGAAAAUCUGUUUGCAGCAGUUGUUACUUCUUCUGAAAUGUAGGAUGUAUUGUAAUAAUAAUAUCUGGUGUUUUAUGCAUUGAAUAGUGAAUUAUGGCAUAUUGAAAACUACAUUUGCAAAGUUUAGGCAGAAACUGCUGGAUAAAAACUCCAAGUGGCUAUAAGACCAUCUUGACUAUUUUGGACUAAACUUAAAUUUGUUUUUUUGUUUCCACGCAGUCCGCUAUGGAAGUUGCACCAAUAAUGUGGAAAUUUCACACCUCAUGAACAUGCACUACUGAUACAUUUGUCUACUCUGCAUUAAUAUGUAAUACCCUACUGUUAUCACGCUAUCACACAUUGGAGCAAGGUUCUCCUCCUUUAGCCCUUCUGAUGGUCUAUCGAGAGUUGUGAUAUUGGGAAGCUAGAAGAUGGGAAAGUCACAUUGUAUGUCUAUUUUGACAAUAUUCUAGAUUGAACUGGAUUACCCUCUAUUGCAAAAAGUUUGACUUUGAGGCAGUAAACCCUCAGUGUGCCAAUUAAGCUUAUACUGCUGUCACACAACAGUCAUACAGCCCUCAUUCAGCCAUAAAACCCAUAGUUUGUAUUGUAUUCCAACAUCGAUAUAACAUAUGUGGUCUGUGAUUUCAGAAAAGGCAUGACUGCAUGGCUUUCUAGUAAUGCUGAUAAUAUUGCAUACAUUCCACAUGUCCCUAUUUAAGAGGGACAGUCCAUAUUUUAGGCCCAAAUCUCAAUUUCCCCCUUUUCUAGUUACCUAAAACUUAUCAGAACGGCUCCAAUUGUGGCCACACCCGCACUAACACCACUAAAAUGAAAAUUUUUUUUUUAAUGUUCAAUUUAGGGGGGCCGUGAUUCUAAAUAGGGAAAAAAAAGUAAAGCCUUAGGCACUUCUCAUUCCCAAUGCUUCCCUACAAGAAUCACUGGAUUGGACAAGAAGACAAAGCAGAUUCAGCCUUAAGGAAGAAGUCAUAGUUGGCUGCAAGUUGCGUGUCUCGGAGCUGAAAAAGGGUUAUCAAAAAACUUUUUUUUUUUUAAUUCAAUUUAGGGCGCCCUGAAUCUUAAUAGGAAGUAGAACAGCGUAGCAUCAUGAAUACAUUUAAUGCAUUUAAAAAAUGGAAACAAAGAAAAUACAACGUUCUCCUCCCUUUGGUGUCCUCCCUACGGUUAGAUUUAGUUACAUUACAUCCCAUAAUGCACUGGUCUCUGUUCUGCUCCCUCCCUACCCCCAAGCUGAGAUCAUCCGUCUCGAUGCUCUCAGCCAAUCUAAAGCUUCCGCAUAGUCAAGUAUUGGGAGGCUACCGUGCAUUAGUGGCAAAACACCAUGCUGCGACAAUAAAAUUCUCUCUAAGAAAUAUAUGGCUAGAAAAUUUAAUUUACCCAGGGUUCAUAGCAGCAACUUGUUGGUCCUAAAGCAAAACAUUUUCAAGCAAGUUAGGGAUGAAAUGCUGCAAAGCAACCAAGGGAAAGUAAAGUAUCCAAGCCAUGUACUUCCUGUCUUUCCAGUCAAUCCAUACUUUGUAUGCUGUGGAGUUGGCUGCUCAGAAUGUGAAGCACCAGGGUCCUGUGUGUGCUAGGCCAACUUUUUCUUUUUCUGCCAAUACCUGCUAUGAUGCUGUGUACCCCAAUACACAUGUGUAUACUCUGCUGAGGUUAUUAAUUGAAAGACACUCUAUAUAGGCAAUUUUUGUUGAAAAUACCCAUUUUUUUCUAGAAAUGCAAAUUCUUGUUACAGAAAAAGCCACAUUCGGAAAAUAAAAUAGUUUGGCUUUUUGUAUGCAAAACCAUAGAAAUCUGCAAUAUUUGGCCACGGUCAGGUCUGCACAGAGUGAGAAAACUUUUAUAUAAAAGAAAUGUAAUAAAUACAAUGCAAUAAAUGAGUAUUCCUGAAGCCCUUCUAACGUGAGAAUUUCAAGUUUAAGUAUCAUUUUUUUUCCUGGCUGUAAAUCUCAAAUUCAGUUUGAAUUCCCGUCAAUUUUUACUUUAGUGAUAAACCCUGCUAGUAUCCAAGAAGGGUUUGGAGAAGUUGUCCACUAAUCCAUCACACCAUAUAGGUGUGCAGGUAUGAGGAUUAUUAAUAUAGUAAGUGGGUCAUCACUCUUUUAUUUAUUCUAACACUGCCGUUUUUAAUAUGGUAAGUGGGUGAUCACCAUUUUAUUUACUCUAACACUGCUGUUUGUUUCUCUGCAUAUCAAUCUGUCCAUUGCCUGAACAAGGCUAUUCAGUCAGGGAAACUCCUGAGCAAUUUAGUAUUACAGGUGUUUUCAGGCUUAGUUGGACUGAUUCACAUGAGUUCAAAAUUGGAACUCAUGUGAUCAGAGUGGAGGCAACUUACUCUCUUCCCUCUGCCUCUACCUCUCCCUAACUCUACUUACCUCCAAGUGGUUGUAGCAUAGUGGAUUCAAGCCAAGUCAUAACAUUAACGCUUCAGUGGGUAUAAACAUCUGUCUGCGCAGAUUUACCGCUGUUGAGAUAGCUCAUUUGGUUAAUGCAUCAGGUGUAGUACAUUGGCUGUAGGCGAUAUUCUUGGUUUGACUUUGGUUUUUAUCAUUCUGAGGUUCAUUAAAGGAGUACUAUUGACUUGGAUAAUACUAACAUAUUAUUCAGUAGCUGAUUUGUUUAAAAUCAGAGACUGUACACUGAGUGCAUUGAUUCACGUUAAAAGAAAUUCUAUAUAAAAAACAGAUUAUCAGAUGUAACGUACUUCAUAUGUAAAACUACUUCGCAUAAAGCUGCCCAAGGCUUCAUACAGCAGAGCAGCUGUUCCGUUCUUUGAAUGAUGCUAUCUUUAGUAAUAAUUCUAAUCCCUUGGCAACAAUUGUAGAAUAACUGUGGUAGUAAUUUAAAGGCUGCUUCACCCUGGGAAGAAUAGUACAAAAUUUACUCAUCUAAAUGCAAAUGCUCUAAUGCUGCUUCGUGAUCGCAUAAUAUAUGGUAACUAAAUGUAUUGCAUCUUUGUUACAAUGUCUUUCUCUUACCGCAUUACAUUUUCACCUAUUUUAACAAUAGUGCAAGGAUUACUGCGCUGCUUAAAUAGCUGUGAUGGAUUGGAUGCAAUUAUGACAGUCACUCAUUUCCUGUCAUGUCAUCGGAAAGGAAAUAAUCGCAGGCAAUGCCUGGCUUACAUCUCUGGUUAAUCUUCAUAUGUGAUUAAAACGGUUGUAGAUAAAAUCAGGACAUUAUUAAAACUCACUGACUAUAGCGGGAUUGAGUAAAAGAAAGCCACCCUCUAGCUAUGGUUAGAUUACGCUAAUCGGAAUGCUCAAUGAAGGAGAUGGUUAUGCCAAUAUACUUAUGUCUACAAAGUAGAAAACAGAUUGUUAUUGUGGUUUUAUAAUCCUUUGUUUGAUUAGUUUAUAGUUUUUGAUUUUAUGGAAAUUCAGUAAUUUACUAAAUAAUGGCAUAUUAAUAAUGGAACCUAAUAUUCAUCUUUUCUGCGACCACAAAAAUAUUGCAUAUGUUAAAACUGCUAGUAAGUCAGUAACUUAAAAGGAAAUUACAAAAUAGGCUCAUUACGUUAAAUGAUAACUUUCAAUUUGCAGGAGUUUUAAUAUUGUGGUUUAUAAUGUUUAUUAUGUGAGUUUACUAGCCUUUCUCCCUUGCUGCAGUGCUCUCUCUGUGGCUAGCCCCGCCUCCUUGGCUGAGCUCAUCAAUCUUGAUGAUCUCAGCCAAUCCAUUGCUUUCCCAUUGGUAGGCUAGUGCGCAUGCAUGGCAAAACGCCACACUGUGCCAAUCAGAUUGAAAUAAUGACUAUUUCAGCGAAAGCGCUUCUAGUGGCUGUCAAUGUGACAGCCACUAAAGGCUUUUUUAACCUUGCAAUGUAAACAUUGCCGUUCAUGGAGAACAAAUUUGUUUUUAGAUGCAGGAUUAAAAAUAGGAGGACAGUGCACCGAGAUCACUUUAUUGAGAUGAGGUGGUCUGGGUGUCUAUAGAGACCCUUUCAUUCAUAUAUAGACAUCAAUACAAUACAUCUGGUAACUCUGUAAGCUACCCCAGUUAAAGGGAUAGUUUUGUCAUAGAUAAUUUAUUAAUGUUUAGUUAUAUUUAAGUGUUUUAUUAAUGCUGCGUAGUAUCAACAUAAAUUACUUAAAGGAGCACACCACAACACAAACUGUUGUUCUAAUCACAAUUAUACCUAUAAUAUUUGCAUUUAAAAAAACAUUAAAGGAAUACUUUGACCCCUUAAGGACUGAGCCAAAUGUACACGUUUUGAUCAAAAUAAAAAGAAAAAAAAAACUUGGAAUUUGACUAUAUGUCUGUUCAACUGUAAUUCACCUAUUUCAUAUUAUGCAAGCCCACACUUAUUAUAUAUCAUUUUAUUCAGGAGAAAUAUGGCUUUCAUUUAACAUCAAAUAUUUAGCUAUGAAACAUAGUUUAAUAUGAAUAAAAUAUUUAAAAAAUGUGAGAAAUUGAGAAAUGUUAUUUUUCUAGUUCUACAUGACAUUUUAACUGUGAAUGUCAUAAUACUGUUUGCUUUUACUGCAAUAAAAUACACCUAAUUGUAUUCAGCAAUGUCUCACGUGUAAAAAAAUUACCCCCUAUGUACAGGUUUUAUGGAGUUUUGGGAAGUUACAGGGUCAAAUAUAGCAUUUUACAUUUUUUAUUUUUUUCACAUUGAAAUUCGCCAGAUUGGUUAUGUUGCCUUUGAGACCGUAUGGCAGCCCAGGAAUGAAAAUUACCGCCAUGGUGGCAUACCAUUUGCAAUAGUAGACAACCCAAGGUAUUGCAAAUUGGGUUUGACCAGUCUUUUUUAGUAGACACUUAGUCACAAACACUGGUCAAAGUUAGCGUUAAUAUUUGUUUGUGUGUGAAAAAUGCAGAAAACUAAUUUGGACGCCAAUUUUGGCCAGUGGGUUAUCAGGCAGGUCCCGCAAAUUGUAAUUAAUACAAUUACUUAAUUAGUUUAUAUAUAUUACAUGAAUAUAUACAUAGAAUCAAAAUAUAUAUAUAUAUAUAUAUAUAUAUAUAAUAACUCAAAAUAAGUUUGGCACUCUGCCCAUUCAAUAUAUAUAUAGAAAAAAUACCAGGGUGCAAACCUGCAAUGUAUAUGUAAAAAUAGCAAUGAUGAGGUGCACUCCUGGGUUGAAAAAAGUGUAAACACUGCAGGACGUAACGUGAUGACGUCACACACGGUCUUCUCACACUUCUGGGUCUCGAUCUAUUGGGGGUGGUUUCACUUCACUGUUAUUGUUAAGAGAUCACUUUUGUUACCUAUAAAUAUGCAUUAUUCACUGUAUACAUUGUUGUGAUCUUGAAAAAGACCCUGUAUAGGUCGAAACGUCGAUCUCUUGAACACUAAUUGUUUUUUACACAAUAAAUUGAAUUUUUUUUCAACCCAGGAGUGCACCUCAUCAUUGAUAUAUAUAUAUAUAUAUAUAUUUGUUUUAUAUAUAUAUAUAUAUAUAUAUAUAUAUAUAUAAUUUUAAAAAUUAUUUUUAUUUAUAUAUAGGUGUGUGUAUAUAUAUAUAUUAAUAUCAAAAUACAGUUAGAACGAAAUUACACACACAUAUAUAUAUAUAUAUAUAUUUAAAUUAUUUAUUUUUAAUCAUUUUUUAUUUUAAAUUUUUAACGUAUUUAUAUAUUGUAUAUUAUAUAUAAUUAUAUUUAAUUAAUAUCAUUCUUGGUGUAUUUUGAUAUUAUAUAUAUACAUAUAUAAAUAUUAAAUAUGUAUGUAUGUAAAAGUGUGUAUGUGUAUGUGUGUGUAUAUAUAUAUAUAUAUAUAUAUAUAUAUAUAUAUAUAUACUUAGCUCAUAUAUAUAAUAUAUAUAUAUAUGAUCUAAGUAUAUAUUAUUUUUACUUUAUUAUAGGCAGCAGGUGGACUACCUGUCAUUCCAGGCACUCCCCCUGCUGGCACUGCUAUGGACAGCUAUUCCAUCCAUGUGAUCGUGAGGUCCUCGCAACGUCAUCCUGAUCACAUGGCCCAGGAGGGCUGGAUCAGCAGCAGGGGGACUGCCUGAGAUGCCAGGUAAGUCCCCCCAUCACGAUCGUCGGCAAGCAGGUGAGCAGCCAGGACAGCGUGGACGUGCUAUUCUGCCCGCCCGCGUUUAGAGCCGGGAUCCUAAGGACGAUAUAGCACGCCCGCCGUCCUUAAGGGGUUAAGAACCGUAACCACUAGAGAUCACUGUAAUGGUUAUGGUGUCAUGAGAACCCAGCCUUCUACAUCACUGUAAGUAGUCCAGCCAUUUUACCAGAGAAGGCCUUCACUAGCUCAGUGAGAGAGCGAGAAGCUGUCUUUCUGAGCUUGAUCUGACGUUGCAGGGCUUAACUCAUUGGUUGAGAGCCAUCUCCAGGAGAGCUAACAGUAGACCCGGCUUAGGAACUUCUAACUCUCAGGCAGAGGUAGUGGAGGCAGGUGGCGGUGCUAAGUGGACCCCAGGUAAGAAUUCAAACUGUUCUAAAACAGUUUGACCCCUUACAAAGGGAGGCGCCAAGGCACUUCUUGCACUAUAACCACUACAGAGCACAGGAUGUUGGAAUUUUCAUUUGAAAUAAUCAUUAUGAAAUCUUCUUAUUACUUUACUACCUCUAUUUUAUUAGCAUGUACAACAUUCUGCAAUACCUAAUUUUAAUAUUUUCUUCAUUUUGCACGUGCAUAAAAUGUUUGAAGUGUCUUUUAAUGGAUGUGAACUGGUAAAAAUACAUAACAAACAAAAUCCAAGUGUUCUCUAAUCAUAUUAGGCAAUCACAGUUCGCUGGAAUACACUUGUGAAAUUCGAUUUGAACGAAUUAAACUAUCUAGAUUUCCGAGUAACUCCCAAAUAACAAAAUACAAAUUUAUGCAUUUGCUCUAUAAAAUGCUGUAUUUUUGCAUGUUCGAUUUUUAUGUUUUUUGCUAAAUAAACAUUAAGCAGAAUUCUGCAUCUUAUCUUCUUUUGCCCUACUACCGCCAUUCUAAAAUAAUUCCUGAGGUUCAAAUUUGUCUCCAGUAACACAGUUGUACAUGUCAUCAUGUAAAAUGAAGAAAACCCUUUGUACUGAUUCACAUAUCUUUUUUUUCCUCCAGUAUUUAUGUUGAGUUUAACAUAUUUCAUUUUUUUUUUUAGCUUUGUUUACUUUAUAUUUCGACAGUUAUGUGGGAAUUGGAGGCAUUACCUUUUGCCAGAAUAAACCACUCACUUAUGAGAAAGUUUAUAUUUUGAACAUUUCAUAACCUCUUACAGGAUUCACACUGGGAACAUAUAUAUUAUUUAUAUUGUAAGAUCCAUUACUGAGCUGCAAGUUGGGCUAUAUCUACGGAUAGUAGUCAUUUCUUUAUAGUUAGUCUGGGCAAAUGGAUACAUUAGGAACUAUGGAACUAUUUACCUUAAUUAAUGUAUUAUCGUGUGUGUGUGUGUGUGUGUGUGUGUGUAUGUGCAUGCGCGAUGUUAACUGUUACAGUGUUUUUGUGCACUCUUCUUUACAUACUUUCUAAAGUAAAAUAGUACUAAAGAUCUCCAGUGUCAGUGUAGCAAUAAUAAAAACCGAGAAUUUGCUUUGUUGAUAUUGUGCACAUGAUCUCCCUUGAAGGCCAAACCAUUUUGUAGAACAAUAAUCCCACAAGCGAUCAGCAUAUUUUCUCAGGCUUAGUGAAUUAAGUGUAUGUACAUGGGAGCAAACUCGUGUGAGUAAUAGAAUGUUGCUGCCAAAUUUUAUAAUGUUGCUGCCAGAUUUUAAUAAAAAUAAUAAAAAAAUGAAAUUGUAGCUGUUUAGGACUGGACAAGGCUGGUCUAUCUUUUGAUUUUGGUGUCAGAUUAAAUUGCAUGUUAUUUUUAUGGGAAUUGUAAAAACAUGUAAUUUAGGUGGCAUCCUGCAGUUAACUCCUUGCUUACCUAAGAAGUGGGCUACACUUUAUGAACCUUCCACUGGGUUAAUGAACAUUUUGAUACAUAGGUAUUUAUUAUGGUGCUUAGGAUCUCCCUGUAAAUCACUGUGUGUUUGGUUCAUCUAUUUUUCCUUUAUUAUUAUUAUUAUAUACGAGGGUGCUCAUCAUUCUGUCCACUUACAUAAUAUUUCCAGUAUGCUCCUUCACACCACUGUAUCGUGAUUUGAAUGCUUCCUUUUCCCCACAAGCUGGGAAAGCUGCCUGCCCCUGAAGCCAAAUAUAAUACGGUUUUACCAACAUUAGACUCUUAUUCUCAUAAAACGAUGAUAUGUUAGUACUAUGUAACCCAUAAUAAUAUGCAGCUUACGUGUAAUAAGCAACAUGGGCAUGCAAAACACACAAUACAUAAAAUAAAAUAAACUAUAUCAAAAAAGUGGUGUUGCAAAAUUGAAGUUGAAAUAGAUUAGCUGACAUUUUUCUUUUAAAGGGACACUAUAGUCACCUGAACAACUUUAGCUUAAUGAAGCAGUUUUGGUGUAUAGAACAUGCCCCUGCAGCCUCACUGCUCAAUCCUCUGCCAUUUAGGAGUUAAAUCCCUUUGUUUAUGAACCCUAGUCACACCUCCCUGCAUGUGACUUGCACAGCCUUCCAUAAACACUUCCUGUAAAGAGAGCCCUAUUUAGGCUUUCUUUAUUGCAAGUUCUGUUUAAUUAAGAUUUUCUUAUCCCCUGCUAUGUUAAUAGCUUGCUAGACCCUGCAAGAGCCUCCUGUAUGUGAUUAAAGUUCAAUUUAGAGAUUGAGAUACAAUUAUUUAAGGUAAAUUACAUCUGUUUGAAAGUGAAACCAGUUUUUUUUUUCAUGCAGGCUCUGUCAAUCAUAGCCAGGGAGGUGUGGCUAGGGCUGCAUAAACAGAAACAAAGUGAUUUAACUCCUAAAUGACAGUGAAUUGAGCAGUGAAAUUGCAGGGGAAUGAUCUAUACACUAAAACUGCUUUAUUUAGCUAAAGUAAUUUAGGUGACUAUAGUGUUCCUUUAACAUUACUAUUUUAGCUUAAAGAGAAACUAUAGUCACCAAAACAAAUCUAACUUUAUGGAGCACUUUUGGUGUAUGGUUUAUGCACCUGCUGUCUCACGGCUUUAUUCUCUGCAUUUUAGGAGUUAAAUCACUUUGUUUAUGCAGCAACUCCCCUGAGUCACUGACAUAGCCUUCCUAAACACUUUCUGUAAAGUGACACCUAAUGUCUAAGCUUUCCUAAUUGCACAGUCUGUUUAAUUUGGAAUUUCUUAUCCCCUGCUAUGUUAAUAGCUUUAUAGAGCCUAUAAGAGCCUCUUGUUUUUGAUUUAAGUUAAUUUUACAAAACCGGAGAUGAAAAAGGUCUAAAGUAAGUUAACAUCUAAUGAAACCAUAUUUUUCAUGCAAGCUGUGUUAGUCACAGCCAGGGGAAGUGUGUCUAGUGCAGCAUCGACAGAAACAAAAGUGAUUUAACUCCCAAGUGGCAGAGAAUUGAACAGUACAGGGGCAUGAUCUACAACAAAACUGCUUCAUUAAACUCAAAUUCUUUUGAUACCUACAGUGUCCUUUUAAAUUAUGCCACUUGGUUGUUCGCUCUAAACAACUCACUAUUCAAGUCAAUAAACUUUUUUAAUUUAACUUUCUUAAAAAUAGAUGGGUAGAUAGAUUGGUAGAUCAAAAACAAAUAUGAGCACAAAAGUCUUGUUAUUAUAUCUAGAAACAUGUUACAUAAAAUCUAAUGGUUUUACAAUUAUUUUUUUGGAAUGUUACUAUAUACACACCCUGCUUUUGCCCAUGGAGAGAAUCAGAUUCCAUUGUAGUAUUACUGGCCUCUUUCCCAGACCUCAUGCUAACAGCAUAAGGCACACAACUGAAUAUUAAAAACAAAUUACACCCUUUUAAAUCUUUUGCAGUUACAUGUUGCUAAUAAAUCAAUACCCUAAAUUAUUUUCUUGGUAUAUUGGACUUGGUAGACAUUUAGCAAAUGUUACUGCCAGGCAAAGCAUUGCAGCAAAUGCCAACAAAGCUUUAUAUUUCAUCACGUGUUAGUUAUUUCACAAGAGAAGUUCCCAGCAGACCAUGUAUGGACUGUAGCUGAACAUGAAAUUGUCACUGUGUUUUUCCAGCAGAAAAUCUGCAGGUGGUGUUUCUAAAUAUAAGCUAUAUCUCAUUGAUGAGCAGAAGUUGUUAGUGACUAAACAUCAGUACAAUUUAUUUUGAAAAAAAUAGAGGAACAUGAACUGCCUAUAUGACUAAUUUAUUUCUGAAUUGUAAAAAUAACAUACAUCUUCUUCCUGGUGUUUUUAAACUCCAUUCUCGUAACUGCUUAGGCUACAGUUUUUUUUUUGUUGUUGUUGUGUAAGAUGUAGCAUUUUUCACAUGACUUUGUUUAACUCACAUUUAGUUGUAUUUUUUUUUUUAAAUUAAUGUCAUGCCUCUAAUAAACACGAUUUUGUCGGCAGAGUCAAAUUGUUGGGUCCUGCCUUGAUGUUCCGACUGUUUCCUGGUAUCUCGUUUCUGGGGACAGCAGGGAAUUGACCACAAAAAGUGUAGCGUGAACACAUCAUUAGACUUGCAAGUGCUGCACUUAGGGCACUAGGACCCUGCAGACAUCCCUGAAACAGUGCUCCCUGCAUGGUCUGCCCUCAGAGGCGGACUGACUAGCUAAUCCUCAGGGCAGACCUGCACUCUUUCUGGAUGUUGUCCUUCACUUGAUAAACUAAGGAUUUUUUUUCCUUUCCAUUUUAGAUGCACUUUGUAUCUAAUACCAUAUAGAUACACUCUGUGUACGUGUAUGUAUUUUCAUGUAUUAAACACACUGGCAAAGAGACACACUCAUUAUCAGAUACGGACAUACAGUCACAAUGUGUGUCUGACCAGGUGUAUUUGUCUGUUCAUAUUUCUAAUUGUGUCUGUCUGUGUGUAGAUGUCUGACAUCGUGUAACUCUGUAUGUGCCUGAGAAUGUGUGUCUGUGCGCAUGUGUAUGUCUGUGUGUAGGGUAGCUGAUUGCAGUGUGUUGUGUGUAUGGAGGGCUGCUUGUGGUCUUUGUGCAUUGUGUUUAUAAUGUGGCUAUGUUUUAUGUGUGUAGGUGACUGUGUGUAGGAGAAUGACUUUCUUCAGUGGGUGACUGUGACAGGGUGAGUACGGAAUGACUGUUGUAUAAUAAAUGUGACAAGGAGAGGGGGUGAGUGUGACAGGGUGAGUAGGCUGAGAAAGCAUCUCAGAACUGGGCAGGGGAGAUCUACCUCUAAAGAUCUUUCCACCAAUCCAUGGUGCUGCAGGGGGUGACAGUAGAGCCAACACUAUAAAGGGACAAAUUGCAAACUAAAUUAAUUUGUGUAAAAUACAUUUUACUUGCAAUAUUAAGAAUCCUGUGUACAUGGUUCUGUGGUAUGGUUGCAUAACCUGGGAAUCGUGUAUACAUGAGUCUCGUAGUGAUGGUGUUAAAUAACCAAUGCAACUUUUUUGCAUGUUUUUUACUCUGCAGCAUGACACAUUGCUGAGGACACAUCACUGAGGAUGCGUAGGGGCAUAUGAAACUUGACAUACAAAGGGAAUAUUGACAAUAUUAAAACAACAACAACAACAACAAAAAAGAAACAAUUUUUUUUCAAAGAAAUAGCAUUCAACAGAGAGUGACAGUAAUAGCCAGUAUGGAAAUGUUAAAUAUAGCUGUUAGCUGUGUUUUCCCCAAAAAACCCUAUGGCUAAGGGAAAUUACUGACAUUUCCAUGGUAGCUGCUCAAUCCUAACUCUUGUUAAAACCUUGUUAACCACAAAAACUUUCUAUCUUAAUUUAUUAUAGUUGGAGCAACUGUAAGGUAAGGCAGCAACGUAGGACUCGGGAGUUAGACAGGGGCCCCAGGUGCCAUAAAGAUUAUUAUCCAAACUUGGCUCCUUUCGGCAAGAGUGAAUGGGAGGUCCAACUGGUAGCUUGCCAUUUGGGAUUCGAAUGCUUCCCUUUGCUCCAUUAAAGACUAAAGAUUUUCUAAACUGCUUGUCAUGAGAAAAAAAAACACCCAAUACAUAGUUAAGACAUGCCUAAAAUCUCCGUACGGAAGCUCAACUCACCAGUUAACAUUGGCAUAAACCUUUUAGUGCUGCAGGUAAGAUAUCACACUGGAAUCUAGAGUGGGGUGUCUCUCAAUAUGCCCCCUAUGUAGCAAUCUUAUUUCCUUUGUUCUCUAUGAGGUUUUGCUUGCAACCUAUAGUUUUCUGGACUUAGUAAAGUGUUUGUUUUUUUUCAAAUAUUUUGAGGCCUUCAAGUGUCAAAUGCUUUGUUGUAUAUUCUCUUGGCGUUUAAAAUUUAAUUAAACAGCUCUCGUUCCUCACUUUUACAAUCCUGAAGUGCCAAUUAUCCUCCUGUUUGCCAAGCAGUUCAUGCUCAGUCAUGUAUCCUGCCUGUAAAAAUGUCUUCAAAAACAUUACUCUCAGGCUGCAAACCGUGUUUCUAGGCACGGCUGAUUAUUUGUUUGACUAUAUUAAUUAUUAAACAAACAAACAAUGCAAUGACCAUAAACCACUACAGUUCGACUUCUUACCUGGAGUCUAUCGGGGGCCAUUCUCGCCUCUCACAGUUUUUGCAAAAAGAAAUGUAAUGUUUACAUUUCUCUUCACCAUAAGCCUGGCUCGCUAGUUUCCAACUUUCUAAAAAAAAUAAUCAGCUUGUUAUGUCUCUAUGAUUGCAUCCUGCACAGUUCCACUAAACACAGCAUUUACAUUACCGUGGUAUGUGUACAGGGAUAAGGAAGUUUUGUUUAAUAGACUUGUGCAGAGAGGGAUUUAUAAUCGUACCGGUCAUUUCUAUUUGUGAUCGGUACAAAUUGCGAAUUGAAAUGCUGGUUAUUAUAGAACGUGACUCAUUUUGCCGCUCUCCGUUUGGCCGAGUAGUUUGAGUUAGGUGAGUUAAAGGGAUGGAGUGCAUGUAAAUUAUUAAUGAUAGGCUAUCGUCCAAAUUACUUUUUUGUAAUAUACUUCAGAACGGAUUUUACUAUUGUAUCAGUGGUAAAAAUCCAUGCAACAUCUUUAAUCUCGGGGCAGUUCAAUUUUAGAACUACUGUAACAAUCCUAAACUGUUACAUGAUCCCACUGCACUAUGACCUAUAUACAGUGGCUUAGAUUAAAGUUGCUCUGUAAAUUAUAAAUUAGAACCUAGGGAUUAAGUGCACAAAAUGAUGAUUCUCAAGGCAUGGUAGUCUAGAUUGCAAUACAGGCUACUUGAUAUGACUGUAGAUGCUAUGAGACCUCUGAUUGGUUGAUUGUGAUUUGUAUAAAUUCAUGCACAAAGUAAAUUUACAAAUUAGGCCAGGGAUGCCCGAAAGAUAGAUCCCCAGAUGUUUUAAAAUUACAACUUCCAAGAUGCUUUGUCAUUCUAAAAGCAUUCUAAAGGAAUGCAAAGCAUAAUGGGAGUUGUAGGUCUACAACAUUACAACAUCUGGGGGGACAACGACUAUCUUUUGUGCACGUCUGUGUUAGGUUUUCCUUUGGGUAAACCAAUUUCCCUAUGUGUGUGUGCAAUAAAUUUUGAUGGCUUGGCACUCUCCUUUAAGUAAUUCAUUCAAAAACGUGCCUUGGUUCAACUCCCAAUGCGUCCAAAAUAUAGAAUUAAGUGAUCCAGGAGGCACUCAUAGGUCUUCAAUUAGCAAAAUGUGAUUUAUUGUAUUCAAGUUACAUACAGUUGAUAGAUCGACGUUUCGACCCUGCCGGGUCUUUCUCAAUAUCGUCUUAAGAAAGACCCGGCAGGGUCGAAAUGUAGAUCUUUCAACUGUAUGUAACUUGAAUACAAUAAAUCACAUUUUGCUAAUUGAACACCUAUGAGUGCCUCCUGGAUCACUUCAUUCUAUAUAUAUAUAUAUAUAUAUGAAAGGAGUGUAGAUAGUCAUCCGUAUGUUACACUAGAAGUUGAACCUUUGUGUCUUUGCUAACAAGUGAUCUUGAUAAUUUCUGGCUAUGGAUUUAGUAGGCCUCACUGUAUGCCAAAUUGUAUUUAAUUUCUUUGAGUAAAUGCUGUAUGUCAGUUAAUCUUCGGGUUAUAGCAAUCCUCUGAGGUCUGUUGGAAAUCAUAUGAUUCCAGUUUCCACCUCUUCUGAAAAACUCAUUUCAGCAUGCACGCUAGAUUUAUUUUGUCAUGCAAAGUAAUUUAUGAACACUUAAGUAGCAGACAUUAUCAUGUGAGUUAUCAUGCCAUCACUUUAUCCUUCCAUGGUAAGAUUCUUGGCUAUAAUAUUUUGAGCUCAGCAUAGAUCUGGGUAUAUGGGGUGUUAUUUGAUUAAACGCCUCUAUGUAAAAUCAAAAUGACUCCCUAAUCUACAUUACCUUGGUAGUAUAGUUUAGGAAGGAAUUCCAGUUACAAAUUUCCUUGAUCUCCUAAUUAAAGAAUAUUGUGCUGGUUAGGUUACUAUCUACCCAAUUCCUAUCAACUGUGCCCUUUAUCUCCCAUCUACAGCCACGUGUGUUAAAUACACAUCCCUCUUAUUACACCAGAACUCCUGGAGGCCAGAAAUCUUCCUUGUGCAUCACACCGGCUUUAACACACAUGUAAGGACUCCAAUUGCUAUGAAUACUAGCCAGCAUCGGGAGUGUCAAGGCAAGAAUACCAAGCUCUGAGGUGAGCAGACCCGCAGGACAUGCCUGAACAGCAGAAUAUUAUUUAAUAAGGACCCCUUGUGUUUGAUAGAUCAUCAGUGCCAUCCAUAACUCCAUAACACAGAAGUAUAAUAAGGUCACAGGCAAAAUAAAUACACUUGCUGUUGUUGUUGGCUUUAUUUAUUUAUUUAUUUAUUUUUUGUGCAGUUACAUAGCCAAAUUGGGCAAAUCGCAAAUUAGUCCAUAGCAUUAAAUUUGGACACAUUUCUUGCUAGCCCCACUUCUCAGUUGGAGCAAUUUAGUAGUCCACAACUUCUUAUUUACACCACAAAAGCACUUUUAACAUAUUUAAAGGGACACUCCAGUACCAGGAAAACGAGCCCUUCAGGAUCCUGCAGUGCUCCCCUCCCUCCCAUGUUGCUGAAGGGAUUAAAACACCUUCAGUGACUUACCUGAAUCCAGCGCCGAUGUCCCUUGGCACUGGGCCAGGCUCUGCCCAGACUGACGUCAGCGGGGGAGACCUAAUGCACAUGCGUGGCAAUGGCUGCACACGCGCAUUAGACCUCGCCAUAGGAAAUGCUUUCCUAUGGGGAUUCCGGUGACGCUAGAGGUCCUCAUGCAGAGCGUGAGGACGUCCAGCGCCAUUUAACAUUUCGUGUUCUAAAAAGCCGGAAGUCCCUCUAGUGACUGUCUGAUAGACAGCCACUAGAGGAGGACUUAACCCUGCAACAUAAUUAUUGCAGUUUAUAAAAGUGUCCCUUUAAGCCAAUGCUUCUGGUAAUAUAUAUCUGCAUUAUAAAAAAUUACAUUUGACAUGGUGUAUAUUUUAUUCAAGGUGUGUGUGUGUGUGUGACCUGUAGAGUGUAAGAGAACUAUUUAAAGGGAAACUAUUGUGCCAGCACAACAAAGUUGUUUUCCUGGCACUAUAGCUACCUAUAGUGCUCCCUCCCUCACCUUCCAUCCUCGCUCGCUAUGCAGAAGGGGUUAAAAAACCCUUGUGUCACUUUUCUGAUUUCAGCACUUUUCUGAUGUCCCUCUGCGCUGAUUCAGGCUGCACCUUCACUCGCAUUAGGGAUUUCCUAUGAGGUUUCGGGUGACGCUGUUUGUCCUCAUGCCUAGCGUGAGGAUCUUCAGCGUCAGUUAGGUGACCAAAAGUUGCCUAACGACCCAGAAGUCCCUCUAAAGGUGGAGUUAACCCUGGCAGGCAAUUAUUGCAUUUUAUUAAAAACUACAAUAAUUGCCACUGCAGGAUUAAGGGACCUGAGACACUGCACCCAGACCUUUUUAAUGAGCUGACGUGGUUUGGAUGCCUAUAGUGUCCCUUUAUUAAUUUGUAUUCAGUAAUGUGCUUGGUGUGCUCCUGAAAUUGGAUUUACUUAGUUUUAAAGUGGAUGGUAAAUGUAAACGCGUAUUGUGAAAAUAAAAUACAUAUUAAAAUCUACAAUAAAAUGUGUUAAGAUGGACAACUAAUGUAAAACAGUAUGUACAAAAUUAGAUACAACUAACACAGCCACAAUCUGUUAGCACAGCUUGGGGUAAAUAAAUAAUUAUUGGCUCUACAAAGUUUACUUCAGAGCAAUUUGGUGUCAUUCCCAAAAAAUUGAAUUCCCAAUGUGACAUAGUAAUCCAGACUUUUACCGUGCAUUAAAUUGCUGCUGAAUUUAUUAAUUAUGGAGCAUGCUUCGGAUUUCUAUUAUUUUCCCUACUGAUUGUAGAUUUACAUGUCAGGUUCCUGUAGCCACAGAAUUUUGAGGUGCUUUCUGCUCCCCCUUUAAAAAAGUAAGUUUAAUGUAUUUAUCAACUUGACAUUGCAGUCAUGAAAUAAAUCUAAAAAACUUAAUACGAUUUCACAACUUGUAUAUUGUAAUAUGUAUGCAUGUGUGCAUGUAGAUUUGUAUAUAUGUAUGUAUGUGCACUUUUCCUCUUGCAAUUUGUAUUUGAAUAUGUGACUAUAGUGAGUGUGUGCUGCUGUGUAAUGCAUGUAGGGUUAAAAAUAAAGUUGGAAGUGGUUAGGUUAAAGAGGGGGUUCAGAUUAUACAGUGAUUAAUGUCAGAGUUAGAUUACAUACAGUGUGUAGUGUUAAGUGGAUUAAAAGCUUAAGAGUGGUUAUAGCUGUGGUAGUUUUUUUAUUUAUAAUUAUUGAGUUUAAGAGUUAGAGUGGGGUUGAAGUUAGUUUUAAGGGCCACAUGACGUGUUAUUUUUAAGAGGCUUUUCUUUUCUCCUAGGUUUAGGUUUUGAGUACUUAAAUUUGGACUAAGGAAAGAGCCUGUGUUUUACACCCUCUGUAACUGUUCCUACAGUUUGUGCUGUCAAGCAGAGGAGGACAGAGAACAUUGGCCAAGGCUCCUGUUGCUAAUUGAGGCUCACCAGCCCACCAAAACUCCCAAAAAAAUAUAUCACACUUUUAGUGCUAUAGAUAGACAGGUGGCUGCUCUGUUUAAAGGGACACUAUUGGCAUCCAGACCACUUCAGCUCAUUGAUGUGGUCUGGGUGCAGUGUCCCAGGCCCAUUAACCCUACAAUUCUAAUGAUCGCCGUUCUUGAUAAACUGCAAUAAUUACAUUAGAGGGUUAACUGCAUCUCUAGUGGCUGUUUAGCAGACAGCCAUGAGAGGGACUUCCGGGUGGUGUUGCCUAACUAAUACUGGACGUCCUCACACUUUGCGUAAAGACAUCCAGCGUCACCCAAAAAUUAUACAAUUCUUUCCUAUGGGGGAAGUCCUAAGGCGAGCGCUGUGCUCACCGCGCAUGAGCAUUCGGUCCCCUCCAUUGGCUGACCAGGAGCUGAAGAGGAAUGUCAUGAAGACCAUGGUUAACAUUGCCCCCUGCGGCGAUGGCUCAAAAAAAAAAAAGGUUGAUAGGAAAAAAGAUGGUUCAUGUUUAAGGGACAGCCACUAAAUAUUGCAUUUACAGCUCAAGUGAGAAGUGACCAAUAGAGGCAAAAAAGGAGGACCAGUAAAAAAAUAAAAUAUAUAUUUUAUAUGUUAUAUGUUUAAUAAAUAAUAUGUGAAUAUAGAUUUUUUUUUUUUUUUUAAACUGCUCCUCCUCUUUUUCUACCAACCUAAUAUUUAUAUUCAACAGUAUACUGAUUGGCCCAUGUUUGGUUUGUCCAAAUAGUUUUACUAAAUUAUUUACAAGGACUAAAAUUGGCAGAGCCGAACGAACCUAUGGACGUAUUUUGGACUACUUGAGCAUUUUUGUUUUCAUAUGAAUUAUUUUGGCCAAACCGAAGUCUACUGUAUACACCUAUAUCUGCCAUAAUUAAAGUUUUUCGAUACGGGAUGGUUAUAUAGAAUUCUCCUGGUUAUUUUAUUACCAUAAUCUUUUACUUUGUGUCUUUAUGAAAAAAAGAGUGGUUAUAUCAGUCUUGUGACCUCUGUUAGAGCAAUCUCACUUCACUCAUUAACACAAUUCCACAUUACUGACUUUGAUUUAUUUUUUAUUUUUUUUGUUGCUUUUUGGAUCAUUCUCUGUAAUUAGACUGUAGAGCGUGAAUAUCCUAAAAGAGGUUGUCUCUGUUUCUACGUUUCUGGAAUGUCUGCCACCAACAGGCAUACCAUGAUCAAAGUCGCUUAAAUCACAUAUCUUCCCCAUUGUGAUGUUCAAGUGAAUAACCACUAAAUCUCAUAAUUAUAAAUGCAUGCUUAAUAUCAGCGUCACUCUUGUGAAUUACAGGUUUUGAAAUCAUAUCUUGCUAAUUUAAAUAACAGACAGAUUAUAUUGUUUUAUAUGUAUUUUCCUUUGUUUUUGCCCUGUUAAGUGCACAGUUGUUUUUUUUUUUUUUACUAGAUUAUUAAAUACUGCAUAUCUUCCAACAUUUCAAAUGAGCAGAGAGGGACACUUUAAUUUUAGAGAGUGUGAGUGGGGGUGGGAACUGGGGCCGGACAGUUCUGAUACAUUUUAGGUGGUUUACUAAUAACAGUUUAUGAAAUUAAAACUUAAUUUACCACCAGUUACUAUCCGUCACUUCCUCCUAGCCUAGAGUCCGGGAGGGCUGUGAGCACACACAAGGUUCUGAGAGGGAGGAGGGAGCUCUUCAGGCAGUCAGCUGCAGACUCUCAUCAGCUGUAGCCAGCCCCAGGAAGUCACCUCUUUGCAACCAAAAGGUAUGGAAGCAGGGGGGUGAAUAACAAUAUGUAAAUUGUAACUUGUGCUUGCCAGUGUGUGUGUGUAGGUAUGUGUUAUUUGUGUGUGUACAAGUGUAUGUGUCUGUGAAGGUAUAUGUUUGUAUCUUUGUGUAUGUGUCUGUGUAGGUAUAAAUGUGUAUCUGUGUGGGUACAUGUCUGUAUCUGUGUGUUAGUGUGUUUCUGUGUCAUUGUGUGUGGCCACAUAUGUUAAAUAACAAAAUAGUUACUAUAUAUAAACACGGUAUACAUAUAGAUAUACAGCCACCAGUGGCGUACACACAACCCAUGGGGCCCCGGUGCGAAAACUGAUCCGUGGGCCCCUCCCCCCACGCUUACUCUGCGUGGGCCGGGGCCGCAACAAAUGGCGGCGGGCAAUUGGCUGCAGGAGUCGCAGGGGUCGCAGCCCGCGGUAUGUACGCCAGUGCAUGCAGAUACACAUACACUUAAAGGACCACUACAAACACCCAGAUCACAUCAGCUCAAUGAAGUGGUCUGGGUGCCAGGUCCCUCUAGUUUUAACCCUGUAGCUGAAAACAUAACAGUUUAAAAAAAAACGUGUGUGUUAGAGUGUGUGUGUGUGUUAGUGUGUGUGUUAGAGUGUGUGUGUUAGUGUUAGAGUGUGUGUGUGUGUGUGUGUUAGAGUGUGUGUGUGUGUGUGUGUGAGUGUGUUAGUUUGUUUGUGUCAGUGAGUGUGUUAGUUUGUGUGCAUCUGUGAGUGUGUUAUUUUUUGUGUCAGUGAGUGUGUUAGUUUGUGUGUCAGUGAGUGUGUUAGUUUGUGUGUGUCAGUGAGUGUGUGUUUUGUAAGUGAGUGUGUAUGUGUCAGUCAGUGAGUGUGUAUGUAUGUCACUGAGUGUGUGUCUGUCAGUAAAUGUGUGUGUCUGUUAGCUAGUGUGUAUGCGUCUGUUCCGCGAUUCUCACUGUGAAAAUCACAGAGAGAAGACGCUGAACGUCCAUAGGAAAGCAUUGAGUAAUGCUUUCCUAUGAGCGGUUUGAAUGCGUGCUGCGUGAGGGAGCUGAAGAGGAAGCACUCAGGGGAGAGUGCUCCCUCGCGCGCCCGCCUGCCAGGGGACACCAGGGCCAGCCUCGGGGGGCCCUGAGGUGGCCGGCUCCUGGGCCCCCCAGGAGAAGAGGCUGACCACUGUGGCAUACAUACCGGGUCGCAGGGUGGCCGGACCCCCUGGUGGGUGUACGCCACUGACAGCCACCUUACAAAAGUGUACCUCACGAACACUCCAGUAUAAAACCAACACAAACAGAUAUACACCCCAAUAGGGGAAGUAUAAAAUGGGGGGUUGAGAUACGGGAAAAUAUACAACCUGAAAAUCAGGAUAAUAUGGUAGUAAUGUAGAAUCUAAAAAUAGAGAGCUCAAUAAGGUGAAAUACAUUUGGGUGAUAUAUCAAGUGGAUUUAAUAGAGAAUCCUCCAAUCCUGGGAGAUAGAAUGAUUUGUUGAGCAAUGGUACAAAUAAAUAUUUUCCAUAAUAUUAAAGGGACUCUCCAGUGCCAGGAAAAUAAUCUGUUUUCCUGGCACUGCUGGUCCCCUCUCCCUCCUACUAUCCAUCCCUGGUUGCUGAAGGGGUGAAAACCCCUUCAGUCACUUACCUGAGACCCUCGAUGAUGUCUCUCGGCAGUGGAUUCUGCUCGCCGCUGCUCCUCCUCUUCCUUACGUCAGGCGGUGGGCGAGACUGAUCCCGUCCGCCGGCUGAGGAGACCUAAUGCGAAUGCGCGGCAAUGCCGCGCACGCACAUUAGAGCUCUCCAUAGGAAAGCAUUGAAAAUGCUUUUCAAUGCUUUCCUAUGGGGAAUUGAGCAACGCUGAUGGUCCUCACACAGCGUGAGGACGUCCAGUGACGCUAUAGCACACGGAAGUGCCCUCUAGUGGCUGUCUAGUAAAGUUUUUUUAUAAACUGCUAUAAUUACCUUGCAGAGUUAACUCCUCCUCUAACUCCUCCUCUAGUGGCUGUCUACUAACAAAGCCAGCCACCAGAGGAGGAGUUAGUAGACAGCCACUAGAGGAGGAGUUAACCCUGCAAGGUAAUUAUUGCAGUUUAUAAAAAACUGCAAUAAUUACACUUGCAGGGUUAAGGGUAGUGGGAGUUGGGACCAAGACCACUCCAAUGGGCAGAAGUGGUCUGGGCGCCUGGAGUGUCCCUUUAAAUCAUUUCAAAAGUUUAUCCAAAAAUGUAGAAAUAAAAUCAUGUAGAAAACUUAGCCAACAAUAUUAAUUAAAUUGAGGCAUUAGACAGACUGACUAAACACAUUUAGUUUAAAGACACAUUACCAUAAGUAUUAUUGCUGCAGAACUCAGAACUACAGAACUCUUCUUUAGGAGAGACCAGAGUGAUAGAGUGAUUUGGGCCCCUCCUGAACAGUGAAACUUGGAAGAUAUGAUGCUGAGUCCACUGAUCAGCCACAACAUCAAAACCACCUGCCUAAUAUUGUGUAGGUCCCCCUCGUGCUGCCAUAACAGAUCUGAUACACCGAGGUAUGGACUCCACAAGACCUCUGAAUGUGUGCGGGGGUAUUUGGCACUUUGCAGACAUUUGCAACAGAUCAUUUAGGUCCUGCAAGUUGCAAGGUGGGACUUCCAUAGAUCAGAUAUGUUGUUCCAACACAUCCAACAGAUGCUCAAUCAGAUUGAGAUCUGGGGAAUUUGGUGGUGUAAAGCAACACCUUGAACUUUUUGUCAUGUUCCUCAAACUAUUCCUGAUCAGGCAUAACAUUGCCUCCUCCAGCUUGGCUUGUUCCCAACUAGAGGUAUUCCUUAAUGCAUCCUGCUGCCAUCUCUUUCCCAGGUAAAUAAUGAUGAUGCACCUAGCCAUCAAUCUGAUCUAAAAGAAAACAUAAUUCAUUUUUUCCAUGGUCCAGCGGUGGAAAGGGGUCAACAUGGGCAUUCUGACUGGUUUGCGGCUACACAACCCCAUACACAGUAAACUGUGAUGCAUUGUGUGUUAUGACACGUUUCUAUCAUGUCCAGCAUUAGGUUUUUCAGCAAUUUUAGCUACAGUAGCACUUCUGUGUAAUCAGACGAGACGGGCUAGCCUUCGCUCCCAAUGUGUAUCAGUUAGUCUUGGGCACUCAUGACCCUGACACCAGUUUACUGGUUGUCGUUCUUUGUACCACUUUUGGUAGGUACUAACCACUGCAUACAGAGAACACCCCACAAGACUAGCCAUUUUGGAGAUAUUCUGACCUAGUCAUCUAGCCAUCACUUUUUGGUCCUUGUCAAAGUAAUUCAGAUCUUUUUGCUUUCCCAUUUCUCCUGCUUCAAACACAGAAAAUUCAAGAACUGACUGUUCACUUGCUGCCCAAUAUAUCCCACACCUUGACAGAUUCCAUUGCAACAGUAUAAUCAAUCUUAUUCACUUCACUUAUCGGUGGCUUUAAUGUUGUGUCUCAUCAGUGUAUAUUAUUAAAGUUUUAUAGUGACAAAUUGCAAAAAAUUAUUUUUUUUUUGCUUGUGUAAACUGGCAUCUUGUUUUAAUUUUAGGCGGAUGAAACCUGCAAGUGCAAUGGAUGGAAGAACCCAAAUCCCCCCACAACACCACCUAGGGUGGAUUUACAGCAGACAGUGGUUAGCCUCACUGAACCAUGCCGUAGCUGUUCUCAUUCACUUGGUAAGAAAAAAAAACAACACCUUUUUCAACACCAAUGGAAAUAAAUGAAGAAAAAGAAAAAUUACACUUCUCUUGUACAGUAAUUGUAGAAAACUCAAUUGUCCAUUGAAGAAUUCAGAAUACAAAAAAAAAACCUGUUAAACAUAUAAGUAAAACAAAUACCAUAAAUACACUGAACAAAAUUAUAAACGCAACACUUUUGUUUUUGCCCCAUAUUUCAUGAGCUGAACUCAAAGAUCUAAGACUUUUUCUAUGUACACAAAAGGCCUAUUUCUCUCAAAUAUUAAUCACAAAUCUGUCUAAAUCUGUGUUAGUGAGCACUUCUCCUUUGCCGAGAUAAUCCAUCCACAAUAUAUACAGUAAAUACUGUCCCAACAGUGUGCUUUGAUCUAUGCGUUUAAAUGCAUUACAAUAGGAAGAUUUAAGUAUUUUAAGUGGAAUACCCCUAGUUGUGAGAUAUGCCUGUUAUUCUCUAAAUCAUGUGCUUCUUAAAGACACAUUUGCUCACUAUGGUUACAAUAUUACUCCAUGUUUGUGUUUUCAUUCUAUUUUUUGCAGAUUCACUUUUUAUGUACAGGCUGUCCUCACUUACUGACUGGGCUCCGUUCUUACAACCCUGUUGUAAAACGAAUCAGUCGGUAAGUGAGAAUGCGCUAGUGAGCAUGCGCAAGAGAGCAGGUCUACAUUCGGGGGAAUUCCUCGGAAUAUAAAUCAGUUCCCUAGCGCAGGGAAUCCCACAAAUCUAUGUUCGGAGGAACUUACCUAAACAUAGAGUAGCUUACUAGCGCAGUGAAUCCCAAUAAUCUAUGUUGGGGGGAAAUUCCCCGAACAUAGACCAGCUCUCUAAUGUGGGGAAUCCAUUGAAUCCCCACACUAGACAGCUAGUCAUAAGUGUGAGCCUUUGUAAAACAGGUAGGUCGUUAAGUGAGGACCACCUGUAUACAGAAAAAAACAUAAAUAUCUCUUUAGUGAGUGCAUGCCACCAAGAAUAUGGAUGGGCAGUGCCCUGUCUAUCUGCUCAAAACUAUACUAACCUUCUCCUCAAUCUCCAUAAUGUGGCAAAUUCAGGCAAUAAUUUGGGGUGUUAGGGGCUGACGUCCUUGAUAAGGGAUAGGAUACUAGUGUUUUUAUAGUGUUUAUUGGGCAUUGUUAAUCAAAGCAGAUGCUAAUGAGGUAUUACAGAGACACUAGGGAGUGAGUGGAUAUUUAAGACAGAGAAACAGGAAUGGGGGGUUCGGGAUCAGGAAUGCAUGUUUUAAGGGAUGGCUUUGUGGAUUGGUCUUGUACACAGCCUGUUGGGAGAGGUCACCGCAUUUUGUUUGGUGCCAACGCCCCGUUGGUUUUAAAACUUAGCAGUCCCUCAUGUUACACUGUACGAAUAACUCUCAAUAAGCACACAUGCAUUUUUUUCUAUUUGUAAUAUUAUAAGCAAUUCAAAUCAAAUGAUACUGAGAUAGAAUCAUAUGCACCAUCUUUAACCAAUACUCACCAUGAUCUCCUCUAACUUUCUAGUGUCAAAUGCAUUGUAUCUUCACUCUAAUACCUUUCAGUGUUUAUCAUCUACAAAGCAUCAAAUUAAAGUAUGUUCUUUGAAUUUUUAAUGUUUUUCAGCCUCACAUGUAUCACAUUUAGAGAAUGUGUCAGAAGAAGAAAUGAGCAGGCUUUUGGGAAUUGUGUUAGAUGUUGAGUAUCUGUUCACAUGUGUGCACAAAGAAGAAGAUGCUGAUACCAAACAAGUAUAUUUCUAUCUAUUUAAGGUACUACAUGAUACAUUAUAGUUAAUACUCUUAAUUGAAUGUUUAACAGAAUUUGCAAAGAUCCCUUAAAGUGACAUUCACAGCAGCCUGGUGUAGGAGCAAAAGUAAGAUAUACUUGCCUGAAGCACUCUCUCUAAGGCCUCUCCAUCUUUCUUAUGGGGACUGCCUUUGUUAAGUGUUAUAUAAAAUCUAUAUACAUUUUAGAACAACUUUAAAAUGACACUGUCACAUGCAGGAUCUUUGUUGAUUUUGUUUUGCAAAUAUUCCACAAUGUGUCAUGUGUGCUUGUGUGGACGCUCCCAAGUAGGGAGCAGAUAGAGAUAAAUACUUACCUCAUUCUGUUCCUCUGCAAUGCUUCCAUCUUUUUCGUCUAUACCUGAUGACUUUAUACACAAGGAGCUGUUGUCACUUUUGUACUCUUACACAUGUAUGAGAGUACAAAACUGAGUAUAUGGAGGAUAUUGCAAGACCACAGGAUACUCCAUAGAUAAUUUUUUGUAUCUGCAAUAAGCGACUGACAGCUGAUGGGAAAUGGCAAGGUAAAAUCUAUCUUUUGUCAAAGAUUGGCAUUACAUUAGGUAUAUCUUUUUAUUUUUCAAGAGAUUCCAAAACAGUCAAAAAGUGCUUUUCAGAGAGAUCCUAUGUGUCUGAAAACCUCAAAAAUGACAGAGCUACUUUAAUAUUCCUAAUGCUUUUAAAGAGUGCUCUGCAAAUUCAUUGCUCAUCCAGUAUUCCAAACAAUCUCUCAAUAUAUAUGAAUCUGUUGAUGGUAAUUAGUUCUCUAAAGUAUCUUGGGGAGAAUCCUGCCAGUUCCCAGAUUCAGAGAACAGCAACUUGUGUUUGUACAAAAUUGUCCCCUUUUGUCAAGUAAAUGCUUUAUAUUGUUUUGCUUUAUUUUGAGAAUGUGACUUUAUUUCUUAUUUUUUAUUUGUUUUUACUUACAGCUGUUACGAAAGUGUAUUCUACAAAUGGUAAAACCUGUGGUGGAUGGAUCAUUGCAAAGUCCUCCAUUUGAAAAACCAAGUAUUGAACAGGUAAAAAUAGUGAUACUAUCGCACCGUGGAUGUGUAUUUAUAUAGUUGUAUAGUUCUAUAAACAUUCUGCACAUGGUCCAAUUCUAAGUAGCAUUCAUUCAAGAAUUAAACAUGUUUAUCUGUUUUUAACUUACAUAGGUUUCUCAUCCUGUAGUAUGUGUACCCAAGGGGGUACGCGCACCAAAAGCAGUGGGUACGCUAAGAGCUGCUAGACUUACCACCUUUGAGCCCCCUAUGACACUGCCAGCUGUGCGUUAAGCCAGAGUAACUGUCUACCUUGACAAAAUACCGUGUCUGGCAAAGGAGUUUUAAUCUCUGUGCUCUUCCAGCACUGCUCCCUCCUGCGCCCUGUGAUGAUGUCCAGAGUAUGACAUUACUCUGGUCCCAGCAUUACUAAACAGUGCACGAGAGAGCAGAGCAAGAAGACCUUGAAAUGACAGCACACUAGACCCCAGGGAAAGUAUCCCCAUUGGAACACAGGUAUAGGAUCCAUUCCAGCUCUCCCAAAUGUAGGGAGGCUGGGUGGACUUAAAUAAAAUAGUAAAAAUAAAUAUUUGAGUGUGUGAGAGAAUGUGUACGUGUCUGUCAGUGAGUGUGCCUGUCAGUGUGUGUAACAUCCAUGAGAGUGUCUAUCAGGGUGUGUCAAAUUGGUGAGUGUGUGUGUGUGCCAGUAAAUGUCCCACCCUUUACGUCUACUUCUCCCCCAUGCGUCUACUUCUACUCCCACACGUCUACUUCUCCCCUCCUCCUAUACGUCUACUUCUCCCCUCCCCCCAUAUGUCCACCCACUUCCUCACACACACAUGCAGACACACACAUACAGGCACACAUACACAUACAUACAGAGGCACACAUACAUACAGGCACACACACACAUACAUACAUACAUACAUACAUAAAUAUAUAGACACAUUCAUACAGAUACACAUACAGAGACAUACAUACAGACACACAUACAGAGACACACAUACAGUAACACACACCUGCAAAAUGUUCAAGUCAACCUCCUGUUUCCCACCUUUUUGGUGCAGGAGGGUGACUUUCCCUGGGGUCCAGUGGUGGCUCAGUCUGAUAAGAGUCAAAGUUCCCACUCUGACUCCCUCUCCUUCCUCCCGCGCCUCUCUCUCUCACAGAUCCAUAGUUAUGCCCCUUCUUGGUCUCUUCGCUCUGCUUGUGACCUUCUCCUGUCCGUUGCUCGCACCUGUACGGCCAACUAACGUUUGCAGGACUUCUCGCGGGCAGCUCCCUUCCUAUGGAAUAGCCUGCCUACCGCCAUCAGACUCUCCCCUAGUCUUCAGUCGUUUAAGAAGUGCCUUAAAGCCCAUCUCUUUAGGAAAGCUUAUGGCCUCCCAAAGUAACCUCUUCCUUGCAUAUCUGUCUCUUGCUUUCUCCUGAAGGGCAGCACACUACUCUCUCCUGAAUCUCUGCUACACAUACACACAUACUCACACUAAUACACACACUCAAACUCAUACACACAUAAACAAACUCACACACAAGUGAUUUUUUUUUUUUUAUAUAUCUCCAGCCACCCUCCUGUUAGCUUACCUUAUGUGCCAGGAGGGUGGCUUGGAGUCCUGCUGCUGUGGGAGCGAGAGGUCUGGAGCUCUUCGUGCUCCUGUCCCCUCACGCUGCGGCUGCCUCCUCUCCCUCCUGCACUGCCUCCCUGCAGGAUGCUGGGAGGAAAUGACAGGCUGUCACUUCCUCACAGCCAGCCGAUAUUACAGGGGCCCGGUCGCGGUCUUAAAGGACCGCGGCACUCAAACGGGUCCCUGUUGAGCAGUAAUGUUUCCAAUGGUUCUAUAAUCAUAGCACCAGGGAAAUAUUCCAUGGCACCCCUGUGUACACAGUUUGGGAACCUCUGGUCUAUACUAUUAAAAGGAACACAACAAGCUCUUGUGCCAUUGUAAGUAAUCAUACUGUUUUAGAAUAAGGUGACUUCUUACUUGGAGUCCACUACAUGCUGCUUCCCAUCUCCUCUCAGAAGCCAGGGGAACUGGAAGCUUCUUCUUAGGAGCUUACUUUAGCUCUCCUGAGCUAUGUCCUACAAUUCAGGGUCAGCUAAAUGGCUGAGAAUGUCAGCUGAUCGCUCUCAUUCAAUGAGCUAAACCCUGUACUGCUGGACUGUCCAGCUGGUCUCGAGGCUGCAGUGGAGGCAGAGGCUGGCACCUGGUGAAUCCCAGGUAAGAAAUCAAACCGUUCUAAAACCAGGUCACUCCCAACACCAUAACCACUACAGUGCACUGUAGUGGUUACGGUUCUUAAAAUGGUUCUUUAAUGGUUAAUAUUGGCACCCUAGAUAUUGUUGAACUGCAUUCUGUUGUUACACAGCUAGCAUAAAGGUGCCACAUUUGGACACAGUUGGUUCGUUGUGUUUCAGUAUGACUGGAGAGAGUGGUAUUAUGUGUACUUGGGCAAGGAGACAUGAGGAAUUUCCUGCUUGCAGCAUAUUGAUGCACUAAGGUUAUAUAUAUCAUUUAUCAAGCUGCAAAAGCAAAUGUGCACAGGGCAAUGUUUUGUUCCAUUUUUUUAAGGCUGCUUAUUUUAAAAAAUGAGUGCAACAUUUUCUGUCUUAAUCCAUCACAAUGUUUUCAGAGUGCUUGUUCCAAUUUAUAUUUCCACUUUGGUAAUAUUUUUGCUUGACUUGAUUUAUUCAUUUAACAUUCCUAUUCACAUAACUGCACAAUUUCAAAACCCAAAAUGCUGAAUCAAGAGUCUGUCAUUGCUAAAUUAUUACUGCUCCACUGCUGCAACAUACAGGUUAGAUAACCAUUACAAAGGAAAGAUUUGGAAUUGUAGGGAAAAAAAAUCCCUUAGUGUCCCAGCAUAUUAAUCAUUCUUAACUGCAUUCUCAGUCUCCUCGCAAUAAACAUGCCAGCGGUAGGUGAUUGUAUAUCUAAUAAUAUGUCAUUUGUAUCAUGAUUUCUAGCACAAAAAGUAUUUGGGAGCUAGAGAGUAAUUUAUUUCAUAAUGAAAAUAUUUGGUGAAAAGUAAAUUUUUUUUGUACUUGAACUUGUACUAAUAUUAAGUAAAAUGCAGUCAGGACCAGGCAAACAAUGCUCCUUAGACAGCUGUUAAUUGAAAUUAGAAUGGGGACUCUUUUAAAUAUAUAUAUAUAUAUAUGUAUAUAUAUAUAUAAAUGUAUGUAUAUAUAUAUAUAUAUAUACAUACAUACAUACAUAUAUAUAUAUAUAUAUAAUUCAAUUAGGUUAUGGUGGGGAAAAAUUGUGAUUGAAAACCCCUUCCACCUGAAGUAUGUGGAUAGUUAAUACAAUGCUAAACAAAAAUCUGCACACCAGUCAAGCCAUAAGACUUGCUUUUCCCACAGAAAUCCCAAAUCAGCAGUGAUGUUACAACCGCAAAGGAUUCUGGGUGGGCAUAUGCAAAUUAGUUUAACAAAGAAUCACAUUUUUGCCUCAUUCCAUUUUAAACAUGGAUUCCUUUUAAUUUGUGUUUGCAGUAUACAACUGCUUGGAACACAAUUUAGGAUAAGAUGCAAAACCAGUGAACCACUCAUGGACAGCUGUUUCGUUGUUAAUGCAACUCUUCAGCAUGAGGUUGGUUACUGGUUUGCUUAGUAAGGCUUGGUAGUGCUUGGGAAGCAAAAUUCAAUUAGGUUAUGGUGGGGAAAAAUUGUGAUUGAAAACCCCUUCCACCUGAAGUAUGUGGAUAGUUAAUACAAUGCUAAACAAAAAUCUGCACACCAGUCAAGCCAUAAGACUUGCUUUUCCCACAGAAAUCCCAAAUCAGCAGUGAUGUUACAACCGCAAAGGAUUCUGGGUGGGCAUAUGCAAAUUAGUUUAACAAAGAAUCACAUUUUUGCCUCAUUCCAUUUUAAACAUGGAUUCCUUUUAAUUUGUGUUUGCAGUAUACAACUGCUUGGAACACAAUUUAGGAUAAGAUGCAAAACCAGUGAACCACUCAUGGACAGCUGUUUCGUUGUUAAUGCAACUCUUCAGCAUGAGGUUGGUUACUGGUUUGCUUAGUAAGGCUUGGUAGUGCUUGGGAAGCAAAAUUCAAUUAGGUUAUGGUGGGGAAAAAUUGUGAUUGAAAACCCCUUCCACCUGAAGUAUGUGGAUAGUUAAUACAAUGCUAAACAAAAAUCUGCACACCAGUCAAGCCAUAAGACUUGCUUUUCCCACAGAAAUCCCAAAUCAGCAGUGAUGUUACAACCGCAAAGGAUUCUGGGUGGGCAUAUGCAAAUUAGUUUAACAAAGAAUCACAUUUUUGCCUCAUUCCAUUUUAAACAUGGAUUCCUUUUAAUUUGUGUUUGCAGUAUACAACUGCUUGGAACACAAUUUAGGAUAAGAUGCAAAACCAGUGAACCACUCAUGGACAGCUGUUUCGUUGUUAAUGCAACUCUUCAGCAUGAGGUUGGUUACUGGUUUGCUUAGUAAGGCUUGGUAGUGCUUGGGAAGCAAAAUUCAAUUAGGUUAUGGUGGGGAAAAAUUGUGAUUGAAAACCCCUUCCACCUGAAGUAUGUGGAUAGUUAAUACAAUGCUAAACAAAAAUCUGCACACCAAUCUUAUCCGAAAUUGUGUUCCAAGCAGUUGUAUACUGCAAACACAAAUUAAAAGGAAUCCAUGUUUAAAAUGGAAUGAGGCAAAAAUUUGAUUCUUUGUUAAACUAAUUUGCAUAUGCCCACCCAGAAUCCUUUGCGGUUGUAACAUCACUGCAGAUCUGGGAUUUCUGUGGGAAAAGCAAGUCUUAUGGCUUGACUGGUGUGCAGAUUUUUGUUUAACAUUGUAUUAACUAUAUAUAUAUAUAUAUAUAUAUAUAUAUAUAUAUAUAUAUAUAUAUAUAUAUAUAUUAUCAACAGCAAAACACAUUUCUGCUUCCUAGCCAAAGAUUCUUAGAGAGGCAUUCUAAGUACUAUAACCACUUCAACUCAGUGUAGUGGUUAUGGCGCAAAGAGCCAUCCCACAUUUUUUGUCAAAAAAUUUAGAGGGAUUUAACAAAAACAAUGGCACCUAGAGCUCGUCCAACUUUUCAACCAUGUUGGUAAUAUGGACCUUACACAUCCGCUUUAUUGGUAUCAAUACCAUCUACAUAGAUGGCAACAAUUUGUUGUGAGUGCCAUGCUUUCGUUAUUCUAUUUCUCAAAGUGAUUCGUAUGAAUGCAAUGUGUGUUUAACCCUUAUACAGCAUAAGGCGCAGCACAUGCACUAAUUAAACAGAUGUUCUAAUAGUGGUAAAAUGGACAUGAAUCAAUAGGAGGGGAGGUUCUUAUCCCAUAAAGCUUAUAAUCUAUGCCAUUUUUAUUUUUUCUCCUUAGGGUGUAAAUAAUUUUGUGCAGUAUAAGUUCAGCCACCUUCCAACAAAAGAAAGACAAACUAUUAUUGAGCUGGCUAAAAUGUUUUUGAACCGCAUUAACUACUGGCAUCUAGAAACUCCCUCCCACAGAAGGCUGAGAUCACCCAAUGAGGAUAACGCAGAUUACAAAGUAAACUACACAAGGUAAUAGAGAUAUAUUUAUUUACUGAGGCACUGUAAGCAGCACAACCACCACAGUGUGUUUUUUCCCCAAGAGAGCCUUGUCUGAGAGACAUGGUGUGAAAUGAAUUGGGAGUCUGGGCUUGCAAAAUAUUAUAUUAUUCCUCUCCCUUUACCCCUUUCCUCUUAUAACUUCCCUCAUCUACCUCUACUGCUUCUCCUUAAUUUCAUCCAGAUUCCUUAAUUCAGAAGUGUCUGUCAGAACACCAUCUGGGAACAUUUGAAGUUAGAGUUUUGAUAUGUUGUUAUUAUUAUUAUUAUGUUAUUAUUUAUAUAUUGCCAACAAAUUCCGCAGCGCUUUACAAUGGGUGGACGAACAGACAUGUACAGGGAAUGCAGAAUUAUUAGGCAAGUUGUAUUUUUGAGGAUUAAUUUUAUUAUUGAACAACAACCAUGUUCUCAAUGAACCCAAAAAACUCAUUAAUAUCAAAGCUGAAUAUUUUUGGAAGUAGUUUUUAGUUUGUUUUUAGUUAUAGCUAUGUUAGGGGGAUAUCUGUGUGUGCAGGUGACUAUUACUGUGCAUAAUUAUUAGGCAACUUAACAAAAAACAAAUAUAUACCCAUUUCAAUUAUUUAUUAUUACCAGUGAAACCAAUAUAACAUCUCAACAUUCACAAAUAUACAUUUCUGACAUUCAAAAACAAAACAAAAACAAAUCAGUGACCAAUAUAGCCACCUUUCUUUGCAAGGACACUCAAAAGCCUGCCAUCCAUGGAUUCUGUCAGUGUUUUGAUCUGUUCACCAUCAACAUUGCGUGCAGCAGCAACCACAGCCUCCCAGACACUGUUCAGAGAGGUGUACUGUUUUCCCUCCUUGUAAAUCUCACAUUUGAUGAUGGACCACAGGUUCUCAAUGGGGUUCAGAUCAGGUGAACAAGGAGGCCAUGUCAUUAGAUUUUCUUCUUUUAUACCCUUUCUUGCCAGCCACGCUGUGGAGUACUUGGACGCGUGUGAUGGAGCAUUGUCCUGCAUGAAAAUCAUGUUUUUCUUGAAGGAUGCAGACUUCUUCCUGUACCACUGCUUGAAGAAGGUGUCUUCCAGGAACUGGCAGUAGGACUGGGAGUUGAGCUUGACUCCAUCCUCAACCCGAAAAGGCCCCACAAGCUCAUCUUUGAUGAUACCAGCCCAAACCAGUACUCCACCUCCACCUUGCUGGCGUCUGAGUCGGACUGGAGCUCUCUGCCCUUUACCAAUCCAGCCACGGGCCCAUCCAUCUGGCCCAUCAAGACUCACUCAUUUCAUCAGUCCAUAAAACCUUAGAAAAAUCAGUCUUGAGAUAUUUCUUGGCCCAGUCUUGACGUUUCAGCUUGUGUUUCUUGUUCAGUGGUGGUCGUCUUUCAGCCUUUCUUACCUUGGCCAUGUCUCUGAGUAUUGCACACCUUGUGCUUUUGGGCACUCCAGUGAUGUUGCAGCUCUGAAAUAUGGCCAAACUGGUGGCAAGUGGCAUCGUGGCAGCUGCACGCUUGACUUUUCUCAGUUCAUGGGCAGUUAUUUUGCGCCUUGGUUUUUCCACACGCUUCUUGCGACCCUGUUGACUAUUUUGAAUGAAACGCUUGAUUGUUCGAUGAUCACGCUUCAGAAGCUUUGCAAUUUUAAGAGUGCUGCAUCCCUCUGCAAGAUAUCUCACUAUUUCUGACUUUUCUGAGCCUGUCAAGUCCUUCUUUUGAUCCAUUUUGCCAAAGGAAAGGAAGUUGCCUAAUAAUUAUGCACACCUGAUAUAGGGUGUUGAUGUCAUUAGACCACACCCCUUCUCAUUACAGAGAUGCACAUCACCUAAUAUGCUUAAUUGGUAGUAGGCUUUCGAGCCUAUACAGCUUGGAGUAAGACAACAUGCAUAAAGAGGAUGAUGUGGUCAAAAUACUCAUUUGCCUAAUAAUUCUGCACUCCCUGUAGUUGUAGCCAGACAAGUUGGACACACAGGAAUAGAGGGGUCGAGGGCCUUGCUUAAUGACAUGCUAUUACAUGCUAGAGGGAGUGGGGUAAAAUGACAAAAAAGGUAAGGAUAGUAUUAGACUAAUGACAGUUGCAAGAGAGGAAUCAGUCGGGAGCUAUUAACAGUUUAAUUGAUACGCUUUUAUGAAGAAGUGGGUUUUUAAUGAUUUUUUGAAGGAGUGGAGACUGGGUGAGUAUCUAACGGAGGAGGGAAGUGAGUACCACAGAACGGUGCAGCCCUCGAGAAGUGUUGAAGGUGAACAUCAGAGGUGGAAGUACGGACAGAAGAUAAACGUAAGUCUUCAGCAGACCAAAAGGGACUAGACAGGACAUACUUGUGUAUUAGCUAGGAUAGAUAGGUGAGAGCAGCAUUAUGUAGAGAUUUGAAAGCAAGAACCAGAAUUUUAAAUUGAACCCUAUAUCUUACAGGAAGCCAAUGUAGGGACUGACAGAAGGGUGAGGCAUGGGCGGUGCGGGUAGACAAGAAGAUGAGCUUGCCGCCGCGUUCAUUAUGGACUGUAACGAUGCAAGAUUGGAGCACAUAAAACCACUGAGAAGUAGAUUACAGUACUCAAGACGAGAAAGGACAGUGGGAUGGACCAGCACCUUAGUUGCAUCUGACGUUAAGUAGGGCAGGAUUUGGCGAUAGACUGAACAUGAGGUGUGAAGGAGAGGUCGGAGUCAAAGAGAACACCUAGGCAGCGAGCCUGCGUGGUGGAGCUGAUGGUAGCACCGUUGACUUGGAGGGUGAAAAACACAAGAGUAGCAACACUUGAGGGAGGAAAGACCAGAAUUUCAGUUUUGGUCAAGUUGAGUUUAAGGAAGUGGGCAGCCAUCCAGUUAGAAAUAGCAGGGAGGCAGUCAGAGACACUAGUCAGGAGGGACGUGGAGAUAUCAGGAGAGGACAGGUAGAGUUGUAUGUUAUCCGCAUAGAAAUGAUAUUGGAAGCCAAAGGAGCUAAUGAGUUUACUAAGGGAGGCAGUAUAGAUAGAGAACAGUAGGGGACCAAGGACUGAACCUUGGGGGACACCAACAGAGAGGAGUUGGGGAGAAGAAGCAGAGCCAGAGAAAGAAAUAUUGAAAGAGCGCUGGGAGAGGUAGGAGGAGCACCAGGAGAGAGCAAUAUCUUGUAGACCGAUAUUACAGAGGAUCAGAAGAAGCUGUUGAUGAUCAACAGUGUCAAAAGCCUCAGACAGGUCAAGGAUAGAGUAGUGACUACGAGAUUUUGCAGCAAGUAGAUCAUUGGAUACUUUGGUCAGUGCAGUUUCCACAGGGUGCUUAGCACAGAAACCAGACUAAAGCGGGUCUAGCAGAGAGUUGGACUCGAGGAAGUCUGGCAAUCUCGCAUACACAACUCUUUCAAGGAUCUUGGAUGCAAAAGGCAGUAGCGAGAUAGGAUGGUAGUUGGAUGGGGAGUUAGGGUCAAGGUUGGGAUUCACCAGUAUAUAUACUGUCGCUGUCUUUUAAAAUGUUUCUGCAAACAUUUUCUCCCCCCUCCCCCCCCCAAAAAAAAGGUCAUGAAGCAAUACAGCAUAUUACAGAGGUCAAAACUUCCAAAAAUAAUUUGCCCUAAAAUUAGCUCUAAAAUAGCUGGACUGGACACAGCUGAAAUGCAGAAUUUGCUAAAUGUAGGUAUUUUUUGCCAACAAUUUGUAAUUCCUUGGUAAAUUACUGAUGAUUCAUAUGUACUUUAUUCUAUUGUAGGAUUAUAUAAAUUAUGUAACAAGGGUCUUAUCUUUUCAUUUUCCUUUUUUCUUACUGCAGGUGGCUUUGCUACUGUAAUGUCCCGCAAUUCUGUGACAGUUUGCAGAGGUACGAAACUACCCAAGUUUUCGGGAGAACCCUGCUGCGUUCUGUUUUCACGGUCAUGAGACGUCAGUUACUGGAGCAGGCCAGACAGGAGAAAGACAAACUGCCACCGGAAAAGCGAACACUAAUACUGACUCAUUUCCCAAAGUAAGAAAAUAGUCUAACCUGAUAGGGAGUAAUGUCAUUUAACAUUGUCUUGUCUUCCACAAAAGGUGUGGAUAACACGGUCAGAAUCAGGUAGGUGUACAAAUGCCAUCUUUGUAACUUCCUUGUGAAGUCAUCGGCACAUGGCUAAAUUAAGAGAUAUAUGUGCUUGAAGUUUCUUCUUUUAAGAUGACUGUCAUGGUGGAUGUGAGGCUAUGUGCACUCAUCUGGACCACAAAGUUGCUAUACAUUUGGCUGCAUCAAUGCUUCACGAUUGCCAUUAUGAGAAGCUGAGUGUAGAAUUUACAUGAGUACAUGCACCCACAUACACUUAUUGCAGUUGAAAUGUUUCUUGCUUUUAACAGUUCUACAGUUUCAAAUAAGAAUUUAUCACUUAACUGUAAUAUACAAAGUUGCUAUACAGUUUUUAUAAAGUGAUUACAUGUCUACAAUUGUUGUAUAUUGCAAUAAUGCUAAAGGUAAGCUUUUAGAUAUGAAAGUACUUGUAUUCAUGAUAUUAAUGCAUUUAUAAGGAGAUGUGGAAGCUUCAUAUGUAACUGAAAUAAUUCUCAGGAGUCGGUUGGUGUAUGACAGCACUCCUGUUUAUCGUGUGCGGUGCAAAUAAGAGAUUGUCCUACCUACCUUUGAAGACCAAGCAUUUCAAGCCCAAAGACUUACUCCAAACUGACUGAAAAAGAGGGUGAGAAUGCCAUUAGCGUUAAGCACAAAUAAUGGCAUGUUGCGGGGAAGAAGGAAGAAAGUCUUAGCAGUUGACAGUUGAAAAAUCUGUUGAAAGUUAAAACUCAUUUUGAUGACACCAAAAAAACAAAAAACCCUUAAAAAUAUUUUGCCAUGCAAAAUCUUUAUACAUAUAAAGUUAAUUUUAUACAUACAAAGUUAUUUUUAAACAUAUGACUAUAUCUAUGAACGAUAUAAAGUUACUUUUAUACAUAUGACUCACACAUCAAUGAAAAGUGGCAUCGGCAACCAACUACCUGCUGGGUCAACUUACGGAUUAUGAUCUGCUGGUUAUUUUGUCUUCACUAUUCCUGCUCCAAACUAGAGUGGAGGUCCAGUUAAAAUACCCAAAACUGAGAAAACCAGAGUUAAAACUAGUAUUCGCCUGUUUUAGCAGUGAAAAGGUGAUGUCUAAACGCCUUUUAAAAGCAAAUAGGGCCAAUAGGGACAACAGUAACUAACCAAGUACUUAGUUAAAAAAAUGUUUUAAUAUCAAAUAAAGUAUUUACUGAAAGACAUUUACAUUCAUUGCAUAUUCCCUUAAAAUAAAAUCUGUACAUCACAUUGUGCAUACUGAGGUGCCUCUUACACAUGAUAAAAAAAUAAUGUAAUUGCAUAUUUAUCCCUCUGCCAGGUGAUUUGAAGUUGCAAAAUAUAUAGCACUUCCUAUAUACAUAUAUAAAUAAAACACAUUGGCAUUUUUUCUUAUCACCCCUCCCCUCCCCCUCCUAAGUGCACAAUGUGUAUAUUUUUAAUGCAAUUUUGAUGGAAUAAAGUCAUAAUUAUUUUUUUUUAACUGUAACAAUUGAGUCUGCACUGAAGCACAGGACCCAGUCUUCACAGUUAAAUAUGAUUUUGGUAGGAGGAGAAUCUACUCAGCGGGACUCUUGUGGUAAACACCAAUUGUUCCUCCAUUUUACUUUAUUGAUGCUGUCAGUCUCUGAACUGCAACUAAUUUAUAUUAUUAAAUAUAUAGAUCUGCCUGGCUGGACAGGGGAAGGCUUUAGUACCUGCUGUCUCGAACGCACCCUAUUCCAGGAGUGUGCGUGACGUAGUUGUGGUGGUGAAAGGGUUAAAGUUCACUAUUCAUCUGCACUAGACCGGAAGUAAUGACAAAAUCCCCCUUAACUCCACCCACACUUAAACAUAAUAAUACAACUUUUACUAUUUUAACGCUGCCACCACCAAGACAAUUUAUAAAUGGGAUGCCUUGGUCCCCCAGGUAAAUCAAUAAUAAAACCCUACCAAAUAUAGCACAAUAUCUAUGUAAUUGCAAAAUACUAAUUAGUCUCUUCAGGUAAUGGGAUUCUUUUACCAGACAAAGGCAGAACUUAAUAAAGGGAUCUUUAUUAUGAGCAUAAAAUAGUCACAGUGCAUACAAAAAUAUAGAUGAUAAAAAAUUAUUUACACCCACAACAGAUAAAAACAAAAGGGAUAAAGUACCAGAAGUGCUAAACACUCACUUAGGUUUUCAAAGUAAAACUUCUGCGCUCCGGCAAGGAAGAUGGUGACUUACUCAAAAUUAGAUUUUGUCCCCAAGCAAGUUAAAUACACACUUCAGUCUCAUUAGAGAUAUACCCUCUGGAUUACCACGCCUCACCCAGAGGUGGAGUUAAGGCGAAUCUAUAGAGACCCCAAGUGACCACCCCCUUGUGUCCAGAUCCACAUCAAUCCAAAUGGAAACAUUUGGCUCUAUCUUCUUUUAUGUACCCGCCACAGAAAUAAUAGUUGCAUCUAUGAAUUUGUUAUUAUUUUCCCAUUAUAUACAUAUGUUGCAUGCCGGACUUGCGAUCCAAUAGGACGGACAUCACAAUUCCUUCCCCUAUGGUCAAGUUAGGCCACUCAUGUUUGGGCUUGUUUAGAAGAUGGGGCUUGUCACAUUCCAAAUAUAAUAAAAAUGAGGCUUAAUUAUUAUUCUGUGAAUGUUUUUUCCUUCCUUUGCAAAUGAUACUGGAUCAAGACUAAUGGCUAUUAACAUAUCACAGAGAUUGGCUCAUUGAUCACAAGGUACAGCCAAAUGGCUGAAGCCAGCUAGACAUUCAGGCUUUUAAAAGUGUAGAAUCUCACACCCUGCAGAGCCUCGAUUAAUUCACAUCCAUAUGGUAAAAUCCUUUUCACAUUCCUAUGCAAUUCACAGUACCCCUUCUGUCAUCUGACCUCUGUGGGGGUUCCAGCUUUAAAAGAUGUAACCCCUUUUGACCUCCAUACAAUCAAAUUAACCCCUUUUGACAUUGACAAUACCAUCUUUGCCAGGCUGGCAGGUCCUUAAUGCACUACACAAAUUACAUUAAAGGACCACUAUAGUGCCAGGAAAACAUACUCGUUUUCCUUGCACUAUAGUGCCCUGAGGGUGCCCCCACCCUCAGGGUCCCCCUCCUGCCGGGCUCUAGGGUGAGGAAGGGGUUAAACUUACCUCUUUCUCCAGCGCCGGGCAGGGAGCACUCCUCCUCCUCUCCGCCUCCUCUCCUCCUCCUCGGCUGAAUGCGCAUGCGCGGCAAGAGCCGCACGUGCAUUCAGCCAGUCUCAUAGGAAAGCAUUCACAAUGCUUUCCUAUGGACGCUGGCAUCUUCUCACUGUGAAAAUCACAGUGAGAAGCACGCAAGCGCCUCUAGUGGCUGUCAAUGAGACAGCCACUAGAGGCUGGAUUAACCCUAUUAUAAACAUAGAAGUUUCUCUGAAACUGCUAUGUUUAUAGAAAAAAGGGUUAACCCUAGCUGGACCUGGCACCCAGACCACUUCAUUAAGCUAAAGUGGUCUGGGUGCCUAUAGUGGUCCUUUAAAGGACAAUAUUCCAUAGUGUAAUAAUAAAUUAUGCAUCCUUGCUGUGACACCUGCUUCUGAUUAAUAAGCUUGGUAUGAUGUUACCAUAUAAUCUAAAAAUAAAAUCAAUGAUCCUUACAUGCCCAGUCAUGAGCAGGUUAACUGUAAACCUGGUAUCUAGUACACCAAACAUUGUCAAGGUGAUACAUGUUAUACCUCACAACACCUACCUUUUAUGUACCUACAAAUGUACUUUCUUUAACUACUCAAGGAUAAGAAAUUGUGACAUAGCAUGCUGAUCAGACAUGUAUAGCAAAUGGUUAGAGGCAUGUACAUAAACAAACACAAUAACCAUUACAGCUGCAAAGAUUCUUUUUCUCAGGAUAACUCUCAAACAAAGAAAUUCUUCCAUGCACAGCUGUUACUUUUUUUCAAGAAAAAUAUGAAAUCGAACAGAUUCUAUUAUAUUUGCGAGCCGACUCAUUCAAGUUUGUCAUGAUUACUAUAAGCCAGAUCUAUAGUGCGUUUGCACAGCAUAAGCCCAAUCCUGUAAAGACUUAAUUGAAUCUAUAGUUCUGUUGUCCCAUUGUAGAUGCCUGGUUAUAUAUAUCAGUUAAUUUUAGCAAACUGCAUAUGAACUAUACAACUGAAUGAAGAAUUUACAAAAAUAACCUUUUUCUUAUUAAAUUUAAAGCAGGACUCAUGGGGUAGCCAUUUGUGGCUUUAUCAAAAGUGAUAUAUUUCUAAAACAUUUUUAUUAAAAAUCUUUAUUUAUUUGUUUUCUGUGCAGGUUCUUAUCUAUGCUGGAAGAAGAGGUGUACAGUUUAAAUUCUCCAAUAUGGGAUGAAGAUUUUAUGUCUUCAUCGUCUCGAAAUAAUGAGCUUGGAAUUCAAACAGGUAAUUUGCUGUGAGAGAUAGGGCUAUUAAUAUAUCUCACACUUCUCUAGUCUUAUAUGGGACCCACACUUAUAAGACUCAUAGAUAUAGGUUGUUAUCAUAAAAUAUGGUCCCUAAGUAGUGCAACACGUCAUGAAUUGAAUGUUUGUGUUAAAAUGUCUAAAUUCUAUUUUUGUCUUUCUUGGCUUGACUUUGUGAACUAAGAUUUAGUUGUCCACAUUGGCUGCAGACUUGCUGGUGGCUGACGAGGCCAAUGCAAGACAGGCAGAUGAAUAUUGUAGCCAUAUAAAUAUUUUAUGGACUUUGUGCAAUUUUAUUUAUUUAUUUUCAGUUUAACAAUUUUUAUUGUUUUGGGGUACAGAAAAUAGAAAAGGUGGGGGGGGGAGGCGUAAAGUGCAUAAAAUAUAUACGACACUUACAUCUCACCAGCUCGAUUUACAUUACAGCCACAACAUUGUAUCUUAUGCUCAUAAACAGCAAUAUGCAAACAUUAUACAUUAAUCUCCUUGUUUCAAUCGUUCCCCCAUGUUAACCCAGCAACCAACCUAUUGUCUUCCCUUGUGUGUCAGUGUGUUUCAACUACUAUUUGGGUCUAUGAUGGUAGACUUACGCAAUGUGUAAGGUAUUCAGGUGCUCAGGUUAUCCCCCUAUUGCGUCUACCACAUAUGCUGUUGGUUAGGCCAUGGGAAGUGUUUAGUUCACAUAGCUGAGUUCCACGGGUGUCCCGUGUUUCGUCCUAGGGUGGUGAUUGGAAAGGGUUGCUGUCAGUUUAUGCCCCCUGUCAGAAGGUGCUGUCCCUUCCUCGUCUUGUAGGUAUACGCUACGGUGUGGUUUGAUCUCCCUGGGGUCCUGUGGGUGCAGGGUGACUGGUGAUGCAUUGCAUUAGAGGUUCAAGGCUGUCACUGUAGGGAAUCAUAUAGGUAGAGUUUCUGGCCCCUUGAACAAUAUCAUGUCUAGGUCAAAUUAAAACAGUAAUAACAAAUAACUCCUAAUAAACAGAAAACUUUCAUGGGUGUGAACAUGCUCCAAGCCUAAACGAAAUCCAGAGUCGUUCUGAACUCAAUCUAAAGCCAUGUCUUGCGGAAAUGUAGUUCUAUUUAAUCUCUUGCGCCAUGGUACCGUGUGGAUUGGUCUCACUUGUUAAUGUCAUCACCGACAUAUGAUUGGACCACUGGUUGUCCCAAUGAUAGCUCCCCCGGUUGUUUUUGAUACAGCUAAGUAUGCUUUUCCACAAAUGCAUCCCAUCUUUGUUUGGCCUCAAGAUACACUGUUCUGGUGUCAGCUUGUAUGGUUGUCCUAGUAGGUUAGCAAUCACUUCUUCCACCAUUUCCCAAUAAGGAGCGAUAGCAGGGCAUGACUACCAAAUGUGGUACAUUGUCCCCAGGUCUGCACACCCUCUCCAGCACUCCCCCGGAGUCACUGGAUAUAUUCUGGAUAGUCUGUCUGGGACCAUGUUCCAGCUAUAUAAGAGUUUUCUUAUAGUCUCCAAAUGUGAGGCACAGGUAGUGUGACCCUUAUGUGCCAUAAAGGCUUUUUUCCAUGUCUGUUCUUCUGUAGUGUGACCUAAGUCCUUCUGCCAGGCCUCUCUAAAUUCUUUGGGGGUGUCAGAACUUGGUGUCAUCAGGAGGGCAUUGUUCUGUCUGAGAGGCACAUUUGUUCUAGGGAGCUAAUAUGUGAUUGAAUAGGGAUAGUUUUUAAUAAAUACUGAAGUUUGGGGAACAGCGUCAUUUGUCCCGCUGCUAGUCUACCCAACCAUGAGAGAUACUUGCUCUACCAUGUCUGGAGUGUGUCCAUGAAUGUCUCAAUUAGUUUAACAACAUUUUAUUUAAACAGGAAGGGCAGCUGGGGAGGUAUGUGCAUGCCUAGAAAUGUAAUGUGUUCUUGUCUCCAAUCAAACGUAAAUGUUUCGCUUAGGUGCUUGAAGCGGUCUUUCCGGACUUGUAUGCCCUUUGCUUGGGAUUUGGUGACGUUAAAUUUAUAAUAAGAGUUAAGUCUGUAUUCUUUGAAUCUGCUGACGCUAUAUAAAUGACGAUAAUAAUAAUAAUAAUAAUGUCCAUGAGGUUUGGAAGUGAUACAUGGGGUUGAGGUAGUGUUAGUAAGACAUUGUCUGCAAAUAAAUUUAUUUUGAAUUCCCUGUCCCCAAUAACUACUUCAUGGAUGGACCUAUGUUUCCUAAUGAUCUCUGUGAGCAGCUCUAGAGCCAUUACAUGUAGUAGGGGGUUAACAGGCAUCCCUGACGUGUCCCAUUUAUUAUGUUGAAAGGUGAAGCCCGCCGUCACUACUUGUGCGGACGAUUUGCAAUAUAAGGUAUUCAUUUGCCACAGGCUCCUGUGGGUAGGAUCAUAGAGGUCUUUAAGUGUUAGAACAACUGGGGCAUGGUUGGAACAAGUGAUCUGUCCUAUCUUGCAUUGAUUUAUUUGGUUCAUGCCCGAUCCUGAGACAAGAAAGCCAUAGGUAUUAUAGGUAUAGGUAUUAUGAACUGAGGAGAAGAAAGCGUGACCCCUCUGCCCCACAUGGGUGGCCCUCCACACAUCAUACAGGUGGUAAUUGUGAUUGAGCUUUCUUAGUGUUUUGCCUUGUUUUUUAAGUAGGCCGACAUGAGCUCUAGCUGAGGCCAGAGUUGUGUCUAUUGUGGGGUAAAACACAUAAUUAAAGUCUCCACAUAUAAUUGUGGUGCCUUGUUGGAUAUAUUGUAAUUUUAAUAUGGUUUUGUGUAGAAAAUUCAGCUGAUUGGUGUAAUAUAGUGCAUAUCGUUAAGCAUGCCCACUAUAAUAGUGUAUCUGCCAUCUGGGUCUAUGUGUUGAGAGUGUAGAAGAAAAGCCACAUUCUUAAUGGUCAAUAUUGAAGUGCCCCUAGUUUUCUUGGGGGAAGUUGCGUGGAAUUGGAACAGAUAGUCUUGUACUUGUUGCAGUAUGUUUGGGUGGGUCCCUGUCAUAAAGUGCAUCUCUUGCAAGCACACUACAUCCAUUCUCUUAUUUUUGAAUUCUCUAUGCAAGAGGUGUCUUUUCAUUGGAAAGUUGAGUCCUCUAAUGUUGUGUGAGUAUAUCCACAUGGUGAUUGGUGAUCAUGGAACUGUGUGUACCAACAUGUGUGCAAUUUUAUUUUAAAUAGAAAAGUAGAGAAGAGCUCAGUGAAAAGGCAUUUAAAAUCAGUACAAAUAAAUUGCAUUUCAGUAGGAGUAUAACCAAUAUGUGUAUUGGUAGUAGACAGAGUAGGGAAGAAUACGUUUCUCUUAUCUAUAUCUAGCAGAAAUGUGAUAGGCAGCAUCCAUUACACCAAGAGUGGCCAAUUUCAGCUAUUAAUAUUUUGUUUUUCCCUUUCAGUUAUAAGUACUCAGAUUAUUUCGAGGUCAUGUGCCACGACGGCCAGUCCCGCAUCUUUAGAACAGUCUAGCACUGGAAGCUUGAGUCCGUCAGGUAAACCAACGAGCGGCCUUGAAGCUAACUUAGGUGAGUGUUAAAAAAACGACUAUUUAUUGAAACUGAAUGAGAUGCCCUGGUGUCCUCUUUAAACAUGGAGAACAUGAUCUCAGCUAUUCAUUGUAUCUCAUAUAUUAUAAAUGACUGGCAUCACGUUCCAAGGUAGUGUGAAUCUUCAUUAUUAGGACAUCAAAGGCCCAAUUAAAAAAAACAAUAUGUGACAUUUUGACCUUAAUCAUGUAUGUAAGAAUUCCCUUUUUGUCUUUUCAGAGACUGCUAUAUUUAGUGUACCACUUUAAUUAUUAUACUGUAUUGCAUAUCAAAGGAAUGUCCUGGCUCACAGGAUAUGUGGUUAGAGCAGUAUCAAUAUGUGAGCAUGCUUUUUGCCUUUCCAGAUUGUUGGAAUAUAAUGUGCUCUCAGGGGCAACUCUAUUAACCCCUUAAGGGCCAAACUUCUGGAAUAAAAGGGAAUCCUGACAUGUCACACAUGUCAUGUGUCCUUAACGGGUUAAAGAGAUUAUUUCUAAUACAAACAGUGCAUUUGGUUAUAGCCAAGAAAUAAUGAAUAGCAAACUAAAGAAUACAGUGCCUGCGUUUGCAUUCGUAUUAUUUGAAAUCCAUGAUAGUAAUGUAGAAUUAAAAGAAAUCUGCCCUGUUGAGGGCUAAACCUGUUAAUGUGAUAGCUUCCCCAGCUUGCAAUGAAAGUUUUAUUGGAUCAAGGGCAGUUCAAUGUGAUUUAGUCAGCAAUAUACAGAGUUAAAGAGUGCAGUCAAAGAAAGAAAAGGAAAAACCCCAGAAAAAUAUGAACAAUGACUUUUUGAGUUUUUAUCUGUGUGUGCAUGUAAAUGCCAUUGCAUGCAUAUUCUAUAUCAACAAGUAUGUAUAGAUAUAUGGGAUGUUUUUAUACCAGUUGUGACAAGUCUAGAUUCUAAAAACGAACUCAUUUUCUGAGAGCAUCUUCGUAAAUUCUUUCUAAUUAAGUACCACAAUAUCUAAAUCUCCUUAAAACCUUUACUACUUGGUUCAGUUGCUCUGUACAAAAUGGUAGCCUUUCCAAAACACCCCUUCAGGCUCUUUCCACCCUACUAUUCAAAUCUGAUAAAAGGAAACAUACCACCCAUCUCCACACUACUAUGGAAGGUGUACAGAUUCACAUUAACCUUACCAGACUCCAACUUCCCAAAAGUGAUGAUGGUCUCAGUCUGAACAAUCUGCACAUGUACAAUAUGCACAAACUAUAAUGAUUGCACUGAUGGUUCAUUGGAAAACGCUGUGGUCCAUUCCCUCUUCAGCUAUUACAGCACGUUUGCAUGUGCCUAAAUGCACUGUUCCUAAUAACAUUUUCUCCAACCCCUUUUUUUCUCUCAUACUCAGAAGCUCGAAAAUUGGCUGCAAAAUCUUAGGCCUGUAAUGCAUAAUAUCAACAAUUCUCUAAUUCUUCCAAAACCCAAGCUUUCAGUAUUACAAAACAAACUAUCUUUUCAUGACAUGGGGGCAGCAAGGUCCUCAUAUGGUCAAUGCACUGAUUGCUCUUAUGGCAAAGUCUCUCAGCAACCACACCUCUCUCCAUGAAACUUUGAGCAACCAGCUUAUUUCCCUCUUUUCCUAGCUAUAAGCAAGAACCUAUGUGCUUUAUAUACUGGUGAAGAUUCAUGUAGGUGGUGGUAUCCAUUUAAUGUUUCUAGCCAUAGCUCCGCCCGCUCCUCUUACUAAAUCUCCUCAGUAUAUGGCCCCAUGCACUCCUACACUUUUCCCCUAUGAAUAUUAUUACAAAAUUACAUUUUUAUGUACCAAUUCUAGACUAUGGAUUUAUCUAAACAUAUUAUCUUAUAAGGAAAUAUUUGUAAAAUGCUCCACUAUGUAAAUGUCUCCCUCUUAUUGUCCUCUUUUCCAAACAAAGUUAAACUAUGUUUUCUGUAUGGCUUUGCUUGAAACAGGUGGUUCUAAAGAAAGGUACACCUUGUCUCCCAAUGAAAAUGAUAAAACUCAUCAACUGGUUGUCGGUAACUGUCCAUUCUCAUGACCACUCUCUUUCUGCAAGGUUCUUUCUGGCGCCCUCCCAUUUUUCCUACUACUCCAGAUAAACACUUCUUCUUUAUGUUUGGUUUUCUUUGUUUCUUUUGUCUAUAUAACUUAAUACUUUAUAGUAUUUAUUGAAUAUCACAUUAUUCACUGUUUAUUUCCUGUAUGUUCGUGACAGUCUAAAACCUGCUAAAACCUCUUUGAAAAAAUAAUCACCACUUGUAAAUGAUGUUAGUCUUACAAUUGUUUGAGCCUGCAGGUCUGGAUCUGAGUUCCAGAGCUCUAUAGAUUAAAGUACUGUCAGACGCAAUAUUAUUCAGCUUCUAUAGAGAUAUGAGAACCAGCUAUUGCAUUUCAAAAGCUAAAAUAAGCUUUAAGAACCAUGUAUUGAGAAUAGAAGAAAUUCAAAUGCAGCCACUGGGAAAACUGGUUUAGAGCAUCUUUUUUUUUUUUAUAUGAAUAUUGCUCUUUAAUUGUUACCGUAGUAGAAUUUUGGAUGUGUUCCAACCAUAGCAAAUGUGUUUUACUAUUAUAUUUGUGAUGUAACUUUAUCUAGUGCAUAAGUAAUUAAAUGUGUAUAAUGGAAAUCCACCAUAUAAGCCAAGUGACUACAUGAGCGAAGGAAGUUUAUAUUUAAAGGAAUAUAUCAACCUUUUUUGCAGUAUGGAGGUAAUGCAUUGCAAGCAAUCCUCCUUUUCUCCUGUUAUUUACACAGCCACUGUGGAAACAAUCUCAUAGAAAGCUUAAAGGGAUACUAUAGUGCCAGGAAUACAAAGCUGUAUUCCUGGCACUAUCGCUCCCUCUGCAUUCCAUCCUCUCUCGCACCCCCCCCCCAAAGGUAAAUAAAGGGUUGCAAAUGCUUCAUUGGCUUACCUGAUACCAGCACUGUUGUCUCUCAGCGCUGGGUUGCGGCUUUUCCUCUUCCGAGGAGCGGGCAAUAAUGUGCAAUCGCAGCGAGUGCCACGUGCUUAUUAGGCCUCUCCAUAGCAAAGUAUUAAAUCAAUGCUUUCCUAAGGGGAAAUAGCUGACGCUGGAUGUCAUCACGCAGCUCGUGAGCAUGUCCAGCAUAAAUUACCAGACCAAAAGUUCGUUAGGAUUCAGACUUAGUGCUGCAAUGUAAACAUUGCAAUUCUCUUGAACUGCAGUAUUUUACAUUGCAGCACUAAGUGCAGUAGGGAUACUGUACCUAGACCAUUUCAAUGAGCUGAAGUGGUCUGGGUGCCUACAGUGUCCCUUUAACUGCAAUUAGUAUGGUGUGUGCACUAUAUCCUUGCACACUCUACACAAGAACUUGCACAACAAAGAGAAUGCGUAGGUUCCUCCUAUGACAUCACAUAGCAGAGGUGGAUGUAUGACUGUAGCGUUUAUUUUAAAAUACCCGAGACUGUAAAGAACAGAAUAAAGGGAGACAUUAAACAAGGACGUUUUUUUUCAUGAUAAUCGGUGCAUGGUGUUUUGUUAGUUGUGAUACUUGGAAUGUUCCUUUAAUUACCAUCUGUUUGUGCUUAUGCCCAUUUUUUUUUUUUUUUUUUGUUUUGAGGUGGAUAAGUCUUUCAAUUAUUUAAGCAUACAUUAUUUAAGACCAUACUUUUUUAACAGGUGACAAAAGGAAACUCAAUGAACCUAUUGCCGGGGAAGAAUAUAAGAAGCCAAGGGUUGUAGGUGAUAUUCCUCUGGAACUGAUUAAUGAAGUUAUGUCCACGAUAACGGACCCGGCUGCCAUGUUGGGUCCAGAGGUAAAUCUCAAUGUACAUGGUUCAAAAUAAAAUAGCCCAUAUAUGAACAGUAUCAGAUUGCUUAGGGAAUGCACAGUGUAAUGAUAAAACACUCAUGAUUCAAGUGCUUUAUUAUUUUUACUUUACGAUCAGAAUUUCCUUCGAUUUUUUUUUCUAUGUGUAAAAGUACCACAUGGUGGUAAAUAAUAAACAGUAAUGGUAGUGGCAAUAAAGGUUUGUUUCAUGGUACACGAAGAACAUUUUUGUGUUCUGAAUUACUAAUACUUUUACAGUGCUUCUCUGAGCACAUAAAUCAACUAUAAACAUUUUAAGCCACAACUAUUCGUUUCCUAUGUAUAUGGGAAGUGAGUUUACACAUGCCAACUAAAAGAAAUAUUACACUUUACAAAACAAGCCAUCUGAAAAUAUAAUCAAGUUUUUUGGCAUAAAUUUUGGCAUAAAACUUGCAAUUCCUUUUGGUUUAGUGAAUAAAAAUUAUUAUUAUUUCUAUUUAAAUGCAUAGAAAUGUGGAAAUAUUUGUAUUGCUCACAACUUUGGUAUGGAUAAAGUUAAACCCUAUUUUUUUCCCGUUGGCUUUUAAGACCAGCUUUUUGUCUGCAAUUUCGGCAAGGGACGAGGCAGCCAGACUGGAGGAACGAAGAGGAGUAAUAGAGUUCCAUGUGGUUGGCAAUUCUCUAAACCAGAAACCAAACAAGAAGAUCAUGAUCUGGCUUGUUGGCUUGCAAAAUGUUUUCUCUCAUCAACUGCCUAGGAUGCCUAAAGAGUACAUUACACGACUCGUCUUUGAUCCGUGAGUUGAUUAGCUAUCUAUUGAAGAAAAUGUGUAUGUUUUUACAUAAUGAAUAAUACAUUUCAUUCUGUGUCUAUUUUAAGAUAAAAGCUGCAGGUGCCAGUACACUCCCACUUCAUGCACGAAUAAAUCUACAUUUAUUUAAUUUAAAGGUACACUAUAGUCCCCAAACAACUACAGCUUAUUGUAGUUGUUCUGGUGAGUAUAAUCAUUGCCUUCAGGCAUUUUAAUGCAAACAUAGAAAAUGCAGUGUUUACAUUACCCCCUAGGGACACCUAUAAGUGGCACUCCUCAGAUGGCCACUGGAGGUGCUUCCUGGAGCAGUGCUGCACAGUAGGCAGCACUGCCGUUCAGUGUCUCCACAUUCUGCAUGGGAAUGCUGAAUUUUCCUCAUAGAGCUGCAUUGAUUCCGUACAUCUCUAUGAGGAGGUUCUGAUUGUAUAAAACAGUGUUUGACCCCACCCCCAUUCCGCCUAGUUGCCGAUUUCGGCUAAAAAUUGGCAAUUAUGAUGAUGUCACCAAGGAGGCGGAUCGUGGGUGGGACCAGAGCCGGCGGACUUGCGCAGCGCUGGAAAUAUGGUGAAUUUUCAACUUUUCUAAGGGGGUUAAAGGGAGGGCAAGCCACCUAAAUGGUGGAUUAAAAACUAUAGGAUCAGGAACACAUGUUUGUGUUCUUGACCCUGUAGUGUUGCUUUAAAGGGCAAAGCUAAGCUCCAAAAGCAUUAAGUGAUUUGAAGGUAUAAAUGUUGCCCGUGUAGCCCUUUGAAUAAAAACAGUACCAUUUUUGAGAAAUGGCUCUAUUUAUAUAUUGCAAUUUACACACUUCUUGUGGCGAUCCCAGGGAACCAACCAGGAACCAAAAUUGGGAUGGUCCCACAAGAUCUGGGACCUGUUCUUAUGAAUUUCACUGCAUCAGUGCCAUCAAUGACGAUCCAGCACUUGACCACAGAGUAACAGAAUUAAGUUGAUGACGUUCCACGUGAGUGUUUACCUGCCAUCUGCAGGGGACUCAGGCUGUCAGUGUGAACAGUGAGAAAAUCAGACCCAGUGUUUUCAGGAGCCCUCUAAUAAUGCCCCCGAUGAACAAUAAGAUACCAUAAACAAUAUGACACCCAAAAUAUAUUCUGGCACAGAAUGAUGUGGGGCCCUACUAUUGCAAGGUUACACUUAACAUUUAGAGGUAAUUAAGAAAGAAAAGUAUGCUGCAUACAAAACAGAUUGCUCUGCCAUAUCUUUUGGAGGUAUACAGUGGCUAAGCCAGAAGCUAGGUGAAGGAGUUGGACAGUCUGACAGAUCUGUACAGCAGCUGAAUAAAGGGUAAAUGGUAAUCCUUUUUCAGAAUGGGCAGAUUUUCAGAGAGAGUUUAUAGCUGACAGUGCAUGGUAAAUGUAUAUAAACAAUAUGAAAACAGAGCACGGUAUCAAAAGUAUGAGCUGAUUUAAAAAUAGUGUGGAGACCGAACAUUGUAAAGCAAGCAUGUCAAACUAAACUCAAAGUCUAGCAUGGGCCAAAUAAACAAGGUUUAAGUUUAUGUGAGCAGCAAACAAAACUUAAAUUGAUAUAGAAACGUAGGUUUAAGUACAGAAUAUAAAAAAAACAGCAUCCCCAUCUAAUAAACCACAGCAGCCCCCCCACCCCCUACUAAAUACCAGCACCCUCCUCUAGCCAACAAGCAGACUCCACUCACAUUGCCGCUGCCAGUAUGCGACUCCGGAGUCCGGUCUCUGGUAUAACCCAAAUGGCGCCAUCCACACCCCAAAGCAGAUACUCCUGCUACUUCUUGAAACCCUGUGAAGGUGGAGCACGUUGGAAUGUGACGUGGCGUUGCGUGCCUCCGUGCACCUCCAGGUCCUCCACUGUCCAGCCGUGACCAUUGCAACACUGACCGACACACACUCACUAACACACAUACACACACACUGACAGACUCACUGACACACACACUCACUGACACACACACAGACAGACACAGUCACUGACACACACAUACUCAUUGACACACACACUCACUGACAGACAGACACACACACACUCACUGACACACAGACAGACACACACCACACUCACUGACAGACAGACACACACUCACUCACUCACUUACUUACAGACACACACUCACUGACAGACACACACACAUUUACACAUUCUAGCACACACUCACACCAUUGUAUUUAUCCAUGGGGAUCUUCUAUCUGGAAAUCUCCUUCCUGCUACUAACUGCUCCCUUGCACGCAGUUUACUGAUGCCGGGUGCCCGAAUAUGCUGUCAUAUUCCUGCACCCGGCAUCACUACAGACGGUGAUAAGUAAGACUGAGCUCCUCCAGUGAUCUCUCCUCCCGGCCACUCAAAUUUUAGAAGAGUAGGCACCUGCAAUGUGGAGAAAGCAGGUGUCUACUCUGCUUUAACACUAAGCAUGUACUUGUUGUAAAACAAGUAUAGAGACAGGCUCAAGUAUGAGAUUUCAGAGGAUAAAUGCAGCAUGGGUAAAAGUUGAAGUAGAAGACAGUGAUUUUCUCUCCUCUUUUCUAGAAACCCCUUAGCUCCCAUAUAACAGAUGUUUUGAGUGUAAAGAGCUUUGGCUUAUAGUAAGUAUUCACCUAGUUUUAUAAUUUUAAUGACUGUACCCCAUAUAUAAACAAAUAAUAUGCAAAUUGAUUACAAUUUCCUACCAGUCACGUAAUUUUAAAACUGCAGUAUUUUGCUGAAAAAUUUCAUUUCCAUUUAUAGGAAACACAAAACCCUUGCUUUAAUCAAAGAUGGUCGAGUAAUUGGUGGAAUCUGUUUUCGGAUGUUUCCAAGUCAAGGUUUUACAGAAAUAGUAUUUUGUGCAGUUACUUCCAAUGAGCAAGUUAAGGUAAGGUCUUUUAACCAAUCAAAGACUAGAAACCAUGCGUGACCUGUGCAUGUAUACAUACACACAUACAUACAUAUAUAUAUAUAAAUAUAUAUAAUAGUAACAUACAUAUAUAUGUAUUUAAUAUGUUUAAUCUCUGUACUUAUUCAUUAUUCCAUUCAUAUGCUGCUUGGUUUCACAUGUAAUAAUCUGGUUCCUAUUUUGUACCGUGGAUCAUGUGUGCAACAUUGUUAGAUGUGCAGGAAUACUAUCCUUUAAUGUUUAAUGUUUUGUUGUUAUAAGUGACUCUGGGUUCAAUUUAAUAACAAUUAACCCCUUAAGGACACAUGAUGGAAAUAUUCCGUCAUGAUUCCCUUUUAUUCCAAAAGUUGUGUCCUUAAAGGACCACUAUAGUGCCAGGAAAACAUGCUUGUUUUCCUGGCACUAUAGUGCCCUGAGGGUGCCCCCACCCUCAGGGUCCCCCUCCCGCCCGGCUCUGGGGAGAGGAAAGGGUUAAAACUUACCUUUUUCCAGCGCUGGGCGGGGAGCUCUCCUCCUCCGAUCCUCCUCUUCUCCUCCCAUGUGGCUGAAUCCGCACGCGCAGCAAGAGCUUCACGCGCAUUCAGCCGGUCACAUAGGAAAGCAUUCAUAAUGCUUUCCUAUGGACGCUGGCGUCUUCUCACUGUGAAAAUCACAGUGAGAAGCACGCAAGCGCCUCUAGCGGCUGUCAAUGACACAGCCACUAGAGGAAAUAGGGGAAGGCUUAACCCAUUCAUAAACUUAGCAGUUUCUCUGAAACUGCUAUGUUUAUGAAAAAAUGGGUUAACCCUAGCUGGACCUGGCACCCAGACCACUUCAUUAAGUGGAAGUGGUCUGGGUGCCUAGAGUGGUCCUUUAAGGGGUUAAAGUCGAUCAAUUAUUGUAGAUAAUUUGGAAUGUUUUUUAACUGUAUUAAAUCACUUGGAAAGCUUAUUAAAUUGAGGCCUCUGUUAGUUGUUUAGUAUGCUGGCAGAGCUUGAAGAAUGCUUUGUUUUUGUUUUUGUUUUUUUCAGCAUGAUGUGGCCCCUCUGUACCUGCACUCACCACAAGACAAAUGAAAUUAUAUAACAAAAUAUAAUUUUAAAUGUUAGUUCAUCCACACAGAUAUCAACAGAUGGAUUCUGAUACAGGCCUUGAUUUAAUAUUUUUGGAUAUGUUUUUUUUUUUUUAAAGGAUUUUAAAUUAAAAAAUAUAUAUAUUUUUAUAUUUUCAUAUUUUUCAUAUAAUGCAAACAUUUUUUAAACAUGAUAUAUUUUAGAUUUUUACGAUUUUGAAAAAAAUAUUUUAAAAGUUUAUUUAAAAAUAUUAAAUAAUUUGAAAAGCAAAUAAAACAUAUUAAAGAAAGGCUGAAAUUCUACUUGACCAUUUGUUUAUUGUAAAGUUCAUCAUAGCAUUAAAUACAUACUGCACAUUUAUACCUUUUUUUUCUUUCUACAAAUUGAUUGAUUGUGAUGUUUUCCUGCAGGGCUAUGGAACUCAUCUGAUGAAUCAUUUAAAGGAAUACCACAUCAAACAUAAUAUUCUCAAUUUUCUGACUUAUGCAGAUGAAUAUGCAAUAGGUUAUUUCAAAAAACAGGUAAAUAUGUUUUUAGUUGCUUAAUUCAGCACAUUUCUAGAACAGACAUUCUUGUAAAUAAUCUGUAUAACCCAAAUAAGUCUAUAUGUUGCCUCCAAAUAACUAUAGAUGGAGAUGUUAAAAGCAUUAUAAUAGUCAUUCAACACUUUUAUUUAUAUAGAGCAUGGAUGUCCAAAAGUGGCUUGUGGCUGGCAAAGUACCAUGGGAGUUGUGGUUCUUGUGGUAUCCAUCCUGACAUUUCCAGUUAUCGUCUAUUUCUGAAUUCACGAUUUCAGAACGAUUAUUUUAUUAUUAUUAUUAUUAUUAUUCACGAUUAUUUCUCAACUUGGCUUUAUUUGAACCUUGUGCUGGAACCAAAUAUGUACAGACUGCUUCAAAUAUAGAACUGUAAAUAAGAUCAGUUCAGGUUAGAACAUCAAAAAUUUAGACCGAAAAUCUUGAAAAUGUGUCCAUUUACACAAUUUUAUUCUAUAAUUUGCAAGCACUGUUUUCAGUCUCCUACAAAUCAUGGUUUAUACACAACCCCCCAGCAUUUUGCAUCAGAAUUGUUCAUUGAACAUAUAGACUAUGUUGUAAAAAUAUAUGUACUUUAAAAUAUCAAUAAUCAAAAAUGUUUACAUUUCAUAUCAUAUAACAUUUAUGUUUUUUUUUUUAAAAUAUAUAUAUAUAUGUGUGUAUAUAUAUAUAUAUAUAUAUAUAUAUAUAUAUAUAGUAUGAAUUUAAAAGUAUCUGCCACUAGCUGGAGUUAAUUGUGGAAGGCAGUUUAUUAUACAUGGCAGCGCUUUCAUUUCUAUGCCAAUUACACAUUAAUAUACAAAAGAUAAAGUAAAUACAAAAGGGGCAAAAAAAGACCUGCAUAACUUAACCUGAAAUUUGUAUGAAUUUCUUUACUAGUUAAAGGAACACUCCAAAUAUCAUAACCACAUAACAGCAUACUGUGGUGGUUAUGGUGCCAGGAGUGCCCUGGUGCACUUGUGACAUUUGCUAAUGAUUUGACUUCUUACCUGGGGAUAAAACACUCCCUUUUCUCUCAAGUGCAAGAGCAUUUUGUUGUUGUUGUUACUGUGCAAAUUAUAACUGUUGGAAUAUACAGAGAGAUACGAUGCCAACUCAAGAUAGAUAUAAGGCUUCUCGAGAUUGACUUAUAUUAUUACAUAUAUAUACACAUUCCUACGGUGGAAUCUUUUUCAGUCCGAGGAACGCACACAAAGGAUGUCUGAACUUGACAGAUAUGAUUGAUAAGAAUCUUAAAACUGCUGAAGACGAGUGUUUUCAUGUCAUUUGACUUGGAGAUGGGAGGUUUCCACUCAGAGACACUGAUUGCUUCCUGCUAACUUUAGUAGCUAAAAAAGAUAUUUACUUCAAAUAAAACUCUUUAAAUAAAACAAGGCACAAAAUACAUGUUUUGAUUCUAAUGAUAGUCAGAUGUAAUCUAUUGAAUUUAUUAUUAUUUUUUAGCAAUUACAAUCCGCCUGCAGCCUUUAGCUAAGCCAGGACUAUCAUCACCCAACCUUUUUUAAAGAGGGUAGAGUUCCUAGGAGUUAAAGGCAUGCUUAAGUGACUUUAACCAUUUAAUCUCGUUGAAUUGGUUACAGUUCCUGAAGUUCUGUGGCUCUGUUCCUCCAUUCAGUGUUAAACCAUUUUACAUCAAAUGAGGGUCCCUGACCAUCCACAGCCUGCCCCCACCCCCUUCUGAAGGCAUGGCUGAGGCAGAGGUUACAUACUUUCUUCUAGCCUUACCAAUUAACAAAGCUGUGAUUAGGCUAAAGUGCUCAGCUGACACUCCUAGACAAUCACAACCACCCAUUGUUGCUCAGGCUAAUACUUAUACUUGCAUCCAUAGAUGGGUUAGGAUUCUGGGGACUCUUGUUUACUAUUAAAACAUUAAAAAUGGUUUAAUGCUGAAUGGAAAAACUGCACCAAGGGAUUCUAGAUACUGUAACCACUUCAAUAAGAUUAAACAGUUACAGUGCCUAAAGUGUCCCUUUAAUGCUCAGUUCAUCGAUGACAAAGUGUCAGGUCUGUUUACACUGAGCUACCUCUAUAGGUUGAUGCUACAUGUAUUUCAUAGACAUAUAUUUUGUUUUGUAGGGUUUUUCAAAAGACAUAAAAGUACCUAAAGCACGAUAUGUUGGAUAUAUUAAGGAUUAUGAAGGCGCUACUCUAAUGGGUUGUGAAUUAAAUCCCAGGAUCCCUUAUACAGAGUUUUCAGUCAUCAUCAAGAAACAGAAAGAGGUAGAGUAUUUUAUGAUGAAAUUUAACUGUACAUGUUAUCAAUUAAUCAUUACUUGUGGUCAUCACAGGGAAUCAAUGCCAAAUAUUACUAUUUUGUGUAAUAGUGUUGUUAAUAUUUAUAUAUAUUUAUCAGUAUGUAUAUAUAUAUAUAUCUCAAUAUACUGUAUCGCCUCAAAUUUUACACCAUAGAAUCAAAUUAAUUUUUGAAACCUGGAAGCAGAAAAAAUGUUUUAACUAGCGAGUGUAAUGUGCAUUUGUACAAGAACAUACUUCUAUACCAAAUUAUGCAUUAUUAUUAUUUUUGUAAUUUUUUUUUUUUUUUUUUAUAACCGCUCCUUGUAGCUCAAAUUGCUCCUCACUCAACAACCGAGUUUAGUUCCUACAAAAUUGAAAAAUCACUGGCGAGUUUUGAAAUUCACUGGCGAGUUUCAAAUUUUACCGGGUAAUUUAUUGGAAUCUAAUGCACAUUCACAUUUUGGAAACGUUAUUUUGCCAAUAAAGAUGCACAUGAAAGUUGAGUAAAUACCUGUAUAAGUAAACACAUAUAUUGGUGCCAAAAAAGACCAUGGUGAGACCAAACACAAUAAAACUACCGUUGUGCAUAAUCUUGCUUCAUUUGAAUGAUUUAACCCCUUAAGGACCGAGGACGGUUAAGGACCGUCAUCGGCAUUUUUGCCUUGCCGACCGAUGACGGUCCUGAACCGUCCUAACGGUCUGGGGGUACUUACCUGAUCGCCGUCGUUCCCCCGGCGGCGACCAGUGUUCCUCCGGUUGUGGGGAGACUGCCUGCAGCCCAGACAGUCUCCCCACGGCAGAUUAGGACCCCUGUGGCCAUGUGAUCGCUUAACACAGCGAUCACAUGGUCACAAUAGGUGUCCAUGUGUCUGCCUGCAGGGGACUGUCUGUGCUGACAGGCAGUCUCCCUGCUUGUGUAAAAUCAGAAAAAAAAAAUAAAGUUAGUGUUAAUUAAAAAAAAAUUAAUAAUUAUAUAUGUGUAUAUAUGAUAUAUAGACAUAUAUUAUAUCUAUAUAAUAUAUGUCUAUAUAUCAUAUAUAUAUAAUGUCAUACUAAGUGUAUUUUUAUAUUAAUAUGUACUUAUAUUAAUAUAAAAAUACACUUAUAAUUAAAUUACACACUUAUAUAUAUAAUAACUAUAUAUAUUGUAUAUAUAUAUUAUUAUAAAAUAUAAAUAAUAAGUAAUUUAAAUUAAAUAAAACAUUUUUAAAUAAUAAUAAAAAAUUUAAAAAAAAUUAUAUAGCUAUAUGAAAUUUUAUUCUAACUGUAUUUUAAAAUUAAUAUAUAUAUAUUUAUAUCAAAAUAUAUAUAUAUAUAUUUAUAUCAAAAUACACUUAGAAUGAAUUUGUAUAUAUAUCUAUGUAUAUAAAAAUAAUAAGAAAUAUACAUAUGUCCAUAUACAAAUUACAUAAAUAAUUAUAUAAAUAUACACGUAGACUUCAAAUAUAUAAAUAUGCAUAUAUAUUUAAAUUCUACGUGCGUAUUUAUGUAAUAUUUUUACAUAAUUCAGUAAUUUUAUUGAUUGUAAUUUGAGGGACCUGCCUGCCAACCCAGGCCGAAAUUCCAGAGAAUUUAAUUUGCUAGCACUGUAUUUUACCCUGUAACGUUCUACGACACCCUAAAACCUGUACUGUUUUACUCGGGAGACUUCGCUGAACACAAAUAUUAGUGAUUCAAAACAGUAAAACAUAUCACAGCGAUGAUAUUGUCAGUGAAAGUUACUUUUUUGCAUUUUUCACACACAAACAGCACUUUUACUGAUGAUAUAAUUGUUGUGAUACGUUUUCCAGUUUUUAAACACUAAUAUUUGUGUUCAGCGAUGUCUCCCGAGUAAAACAGUACCCCCCAUGUACAGGUUUUAUAGCAUUUUUGAAAGUUACAAGGUCAAAUAUAUGGGUCAAAUAUUUUACAUUGAAAAUGGCCAGGUUGGUUACGUUGCCUUUGAGAGCGUAUGGUAGCCCAGGAAUGAGAAUUACCCCAUGAUGGCAUACCAUUUGCAAAAGAAGACAACCCAAGCUAUUGCAAAUGGGGUAUGUCCAGUCUUUUUUAGUAACCACUUAGUCACAAACACUGGCCAAAAUUAGCGUUCAAUUUAGUUUUUUUACUUUUUUCACACACAAACAAAUAUGAAUGCUUACUUUGGCCAGUGUUUUCGACUAAGUGGCUACUAAAAAAGACUGGACAUAACCCAUAUUGAAUACCCUGGGUUGUCUACUUUAAAAAAAAUAUGUACAUGUUGGGUGUUAUUCAGAGAUUUAUGACAGAUAAUAGUGUUACAAUGUCACUAUUGAUAAAUUUUAAAAAUGUAUGUUUUGAAACCGCAAUAUCCUACUUGUAUCUAUAGCCCUAUAACAUGCAAAAAAAAGCAAAAAAGCAUGUAAACACUAGGUAUUUUUAAACUCAGGACAAAAUUUUGAAUCUAUUUAGCAGUUUUUUUCAUUCGCUUUUGUAGAUGAGUAAAAGAUUUUUCAAGUAAAAGUCAAAAACAUGUAUUUUUUUCAAUUUUUCAUCAGAUUUUUGUAUUUUUUUUAAAUUAAAAUACAUGAGAUUAUAUAAAUAAUGGUAUGUAAAGAAAGCCCAUUUUGUCCUGAAAAAAACAAUAUAUAAUUUGUAUGGGAACAGUAAAUGAGAAAGCUGAAAAUUACAGCCAAACACAAACACCACAAAAGUGUAAAAAUAUUCCUGGUCGCAAAUGUACAACAUCGCAAAAACAGUCCAGUCCUUAAGGGGUUAAGGUUGAUUGAAUGGCUGUUCCCUUCACCAAAGGCCAAGCUAUUUGACUUGUUCUCUGCUCUACUUUCUCUGCUCUUUGUUGCUAGUCAUAGUUUAGAGAGAUCUAGUUUAAAAAAAAAAUAAAAAAAAAAAAUUAGGAUUGAGAUUGAAAUAUUAAUAAAACUCUCAUGCAAAUACCAGUACAGAAAGUCAUAAUUAAAGGAACACAAACUGAAACACAACAUUGGUAUUAAUUGUUAAUGCUUACAAUUUUUUUUCUUAAAAUCUAGAAUUGAAGGUAUCAUAAAAAUUGUGUAAUAGUUUCCUUUUCAAUUUGAUUAGUGGUGUUUAAAUCAUUAAUCAGAAUUUGGCAGAUUAAGUGAUUUAGCAGACUCUCCUUUAAAUAAAUCAUGCAUUGGAGUCCAUUGAUAAGCUUUAUCAUUAGACCCACUGGGAAUCUUAAUUAACUCUGUCUAAAGGAAAUUGAGUCAGCAAACCCAUAGCUGUGCCAACCUGUGUCGGACAAAUACUAAUUAAAUGUUAAUAGUCUCAUAAAUGGACUCGCUUGUCAGCAUUUUUUAUGUUCUUUCUUUCCUGUUUUUUUUUUUUUUCAACAAGACAGUAAAGGUGAAAAUUAUGUUGAUAUUAGUUUGUAAUAGUCGGUAAAAGUUAACAGAACAGCAUCUCUUCUAUAUGAGAUUUCCAGUUAUAUUUAUCCAUGAAAAACACAUGGUUGUAUCCACUAAACUGUGACCUUUAUAAAACUGACGUGGGAAAUGUAGAUUUAGAAUGAAAUAGACAUUCUGUUAUUUUUCCAUUUCUGUAUCUUUUCAUUUGUGCUUUUGACCUAAAGCUUGUGAUUCCCUUUUUAGUUGUUCAUAAUUUCCAGUUUAGUGAAUAAACUCGGCAAUGUACAAUCUCUUUUGUCUCCGCCGUGAGACAUUACGGGUGUACAACAACACCGCAACCACAAACCACACUACAGGCUUCAUACAACAUAAUAAUGAUUAUGAACGUGGUAACGCGUUUUCAUGAAUCUUGAUGACUUAUCAACACAAUAAAUUUCACUCUAGUUAAUUAAAGAAAUAAUAGAAUGUUAGUUUGGAAAUAAGUGAAAUUUAAAAAAUCAGUAUCCUCUUUUUAGUAAUUGAGUAUUCCAAUAUCCCUACAUAAAAAAAAUAAAUUAAAAAAACAAACAAAAACGUUAUGAUCAACUUUAGCAUUUAAAAGCACUGUAAAAAUAUGAUUGGUACAGAAGAAAAAUAUUAAAUGAACAAUUCUUGAUAGUUUUAGAUAUUAUCAAGAUGGAAAGGUCAGAUGUUUAAACAAAACCUAAAAAGAGCAUGAAAACAACCUGUGCUACUUGCUACUCGGAUUUCUGUUCAAUUUUUUAUAGAAGGGUAAUAAGGCAAAAAAUAGUAGUUUUACUAUUCAAUGUGAUCUUACUUCAACGUGCGCCUCCUUGCAGCAGAAUGCAGAAAAAUGUGCAAACGCAAUUUACAAAAACACAUUUACAAAACACCUUGCAGCCAGCAAAUUAAUAUAUCAAAAUUUCAAAAGGGUGUCCCUGGAUCUCCUGUUAGUUUAGGAAACUUGACCAGUAAUAUUUGUAGAGGUGCAGCAUCUGGGCGAUAAGGCAAAUGUAGGCAGAUUACAUUCUAUGCCUUAAUAAAAAUCUAAUCUUUAAUGAAGAGCCCAUUAAUUUCUCAAAUGCAGGUUGAGCCCAUCACUGCUGCCUCAGGGACCCCUGUUUUUUGGCAAACUGCUUGAAAAUGGUUUGACACGGAACUUGAUGGGACAGUAUCUGCAGCCUACUGGCACCAUAACCACCAUAAUAGACUGUAUGUUUAUGGAGCAUAGACUGCCCCUUUGCAAGAUCACUCUGUGUUUCAAACAAUACUUUACUCUGUUAUUGCAUUAAAACAUGUAUGUGCUAAAGAAUGUUCAGAUCUAAUGGAAUAUUACUGUUUGUUAUUACAGAUUAUCAAAAAAAUGAUUGAACGAAAACAGGCACAAAUUAGAAAAGUGUACCCAGGACUAUCCUGCUUUAAAGAGGGAGUGCGGCAAAUACCAAUUGAAAGCAUUCCGGGAAUUAGUAAGUAUUAUUUUGUAUUUUCUUUAUUACUCAAUUGAAAAAACAAACACUGAAACUACAGUACAUUUUUGAAAUGUCAAAAUUUAACAAAAUGAAGUAUUCAGAUUUCUUGUCUAAGAUUGUGUUUAAACAAAUCAUUGCUGAUUUUAUUUAUGCUUAUUUAUAGUCUGUUUUGCAAAUAUAAGCAAAGUCAAUGAAUUCACAUUCAGUAGGUCUUUUUUUAAUACAAAGAACAUAGGUCACAUUGGCAGGAGGCUUUGUAUGAAGCUAAACAUGGUCCACUGAUAUCAUUAUUUUGCAUUUAUUCAUAAAGCGUCAAAGUAUGUGCGCUACGUGCUGUGGUCGAUGACGGAAAAGUAAUUGUGACAAAAUAAGUUAGGUGUAUAGGUAAUGAAAACUAAAAAAAAGAUUGUAUUCCAAUAAUAAAGCCUUGUAGCCAUUUGAAUAAAGCCAUUUUAUCUCCUAAUAAUUAGUAGGAGCACCAUAGUACAUACACCUUGAUCACAUUUAUCUCUUGUAUAGGUUACCUAGCAAGAAGCACUCUGUCUUUGUUUAAUUUCAUCCUACUCAUUUUAAAGGACCACUAUAGUGCCAGGAAAACAUACUCGUUUUCCUGGCACUAUAGUGCCCUGAUGGUACCCCCACCCUCAGAGUCCCACUCCUGUGGCGCUAAAGGGGGAGGAAGGGGUUAAUCCCUUACCUUUUUUCCAGCGCCAGGCUCCCUCGGCCCUGGGACUUUCCUCCCUCUUCUUCCGUCAUCGGCUGUAUGCGCAUGCACGGCAAGAAUCCGCGCGCGCAUUCAGCCAGUCUCAUAGGAAAGCAUUAUCAAUUAUCAAUGCUUUCCUAUGGACGCUGGCGUCAAUGAGACAGCCACUAGAGGCUGGAUUAACCCAAUGGUAAACAUAGCAGUUUCUCUGCAGUUUCUCUGAAACUGCUAUGUUUACUGCAAAAAGGGUUAAACCUAGCUGGACCUGGCACCCAGACCACUUCAUUAAGCUGAAGUGGUCUGGGUGCCUAUAGUGGUCCUUUAACUGCAGAUAUUUGAACUAUUGAGUGUGUGUGUGUGUGUGUGUGUGUACAACACUUGGCAAACUAACACAUCUAUAAGCUUCUAGAAUGGACAGCAGAGGUUCUUGCACCAUAAACUAGGCAAGAAGUCUAGGGUGGUGUUAUUCUUGGAUUGUUCUAUCUAGCUGGCUUCAUUUCAUAGGUCUGUAGUUUGCCACCAUUUAGCAUGUUAAUAUCAAACUAGAUUACUAUAUUUGUAUGUAUCAGAUUGAAUUCGUGAUGUCUUCUGGAAAGCCAGAUUACCAAGAUUACACUUAGCACCUUGCUCAUUGAUAAAUGGAAUUACUAUUUGUUGUUUAAAUAAACUGAAAAAUGUUUUAGAUGAUGCUUUUUAGGGUUCAGUUCACAACUCUUGUUAUUUAGAUUUGCGUUGUGUUUCUGGUGCGCAAAUUCAAAUUGUUACAUUUGGUUUUAUUGCUUUACAGGGGAGACGGGUUGGAAGCCAAGUAUAAAAGAAAGAAGGUACGUUUUAUGUAUGUAAAGUCUGUGUAUCUGAAUUAUGUUUUAAGUCUACACCAAAAUAACUUUUCUUUAGUAGUUUUGGUGUAUAAAUCAUGCCACUGAAGUCUCACUGCUCAAUUCUCUGUUGUUUUGGUGACUACAGUGUCCAUUUAAAGGAACAGUCACUCUAAACAUUUAAAUCCCUUCAUCUCAAAGCAGCUCUGCCACCUUUGGGGGUCAUUGCAUAUAUACAGUGGAGGGUAGUUAUACUUACCUGCAUGCGUUAGAGUGCAACACUGAUGUCUAUGAAGAAAAAGCUGUCUCUCAAUCUGGACUUGGCCUGAUUCUCAAAGCUGCUCCUAGUGGCGGCUGGGGGAAUAGACAGAACUUGACCACAUGAAAGAAGUAGUCCUUGCUUUUCUUAUGCUAUCUUUUGACUGGAUUUCAUUGAAAUGUCAACACAUUCCAUAUGAAUAUUUCAUAAAGAUUCUAUCUUUUAAAAAACAAACACAAAUUUAUAGUAGCUUUUGUUUAAGAUUAAAGGGACACUCCAGGCACCCAGACCACUUGUGCCCAUUGGAGUGGUCUGGGUGCCAACUCUCACUACCCUUAACCCUGCAGCUGUAAUUAUUGCAGUUUUCAUAAACUGCAAUAAUUACAUUGCAGGGUUAACUCCUCCUCUAGUGGAUGUCUAUUAGACAGCCACUAGAGGGCACUUCCUGGUUUCUAGCACAGGUUUUCUGUGCUAGAGCAUCGCUGGACGUCCUCACGCUGUGUGAGGACCUCCAGCGUCGCUCAAUUCCACAUAGGAAAGCAUUGAAAGCAUUUUCAAUGCUUGCCUAUGGAGAGGUCUGAUGCGUGCGCGGCAGUGCGCAUGCGCAUUAGGUCUCCCCCCACCGGCAGCCGCACACGCGCAACCGGUCUCCCCCGCCGGAACCGAAACCACCGUCAAGGGACAUCGGCGGGGGUCUCAGGUAAGUCACUGAAGGGGUUUUCACCCCUUCAGCAACAUGGGAUGGGGUUGGGAGGGAGAGGGGACCUGCAGUGGGAAACAAUUUGUUUUCCUGGCACUGGAGUGUCCCUUUAAUGUAACAGUUACUGUAGUUUAUGUAUUUGAAGUAUUACUUUAUGUAAUGCAAGUCAAACUGAUGCAAAUAGUAAAGUGCAGGACAAAUUGUAUUACUGUUCCCAGGAACUUGCAUAGUUUCCAGUCAUUUGUAGUUCAUGUUCAUAGCUGUUUGGUAUCUUGAGUUUACUUGUCUACAUUACCCAUUUAACAGUUAUCAUAACAUAUAUUGCACAGCACAUUCAUUUAACUGAUUGGCAAAAGACCUCACAGGUCAUUUUCUAAUUACAGGUGAAAUGUUGCACCACAAGCCGAAUGAUUAUAAGAUGAAUAAGAUAAAUUAUUCUUUCCACUUUAUUCCUAACUGUAUAACAGUUUAAGUUUGUACUUAUGAAUUACGUAUGAUGGAAUGCAUUGAUUUUUUGGGAUCAGGACUCUGUAUUUUAUACAUUAUUCAUUUUAAUUAUAGCAAUCCCCUAAAAAAAACACUGCCUUUCUGGCACAUUGAAAAAUGAUUAGAUAAAUCACCUACAUAUACAAAAUAGACACGUUUUAAUAAAAGACCUUUGAAAUCUGGAGAAAAAAAAAGAAGAAAAUGAUUUGGUGUAAAAGAGAAAUAAUGUUCAUUGACAGUGAAAACAUGAACAGGAAAAUAAACUCCUUGGUAGCCAUGAAUAAAUGAAAUAGUGGAAACAGGAGCUUCCAGCUCUCCUUCGGACUGAGAGGAGGCAGGUAGUGACUCCAAGGACGACCAACUAAAACCUUUGUAAAAUUGUCUGACUUCUCUCAUUGGGUGGCGUCAAGGCACUCCUGACACCAAAACCACUGCAGAGUACUGAAGUGCGUAUAGUGCUUGGAGUGGCCAUGUUAAAAAAAAUGUAUUUACAUUGAACUAAUAGGUCUGUUAAAGCCACUGUCUUUAAAUAUAUACCAGUGAUUUAUGUAAUGUGCUCUUCCAUGUACAAAAUAAAUGUUUAUAAAAGGUUUACACAUUUUCCCUGACUUCAUGAUAGAAUCCCCUGUCAUUCCUUGCCAUCAUGAUAUAAUCCGCUGUCCUACCCUUUCUUUAUGCUGGAAUCCCCUGUCUUUCCUUUCCUCCAACUCAGAACCCCCUGUCCUUACUUGCCUCUAUACUGAAAUCCCAUCCUUCCUUGACCCCAUACUUGAAUCUUUCCUUGCCCCCAUCCCCCAUGCUGAAAUUCCCCUGUCCUUUUCUGCUUCCUCCAUGACAUAAUACCCGUCAUUCCCUGACCCAUACUGAAAUCCUCAUCCUUCCCUGCUCCCCCAUGCCAGAACCUCCUACGCUUCCAUGUCUCUCUGCUGGAUUGGUAUUGUGUAUCCUGAUAUCUUGUCUACUGUAUACUGACUUACUGUCAGUGUAUACUUUACAAACGGGGUGCCAAAAAGGUAGAUGUCUGGAUGUUGUAGAACUACAACUCCCAAGAUGCUUUGCAUGCCUUUAGAAUGACAAAGCAUCAUAGAAGCUGUAGUUUUAAAACAUCUUGGGAUAUACCUUUUGGGCACCCCGUGCUUUACACUAUGUGAAAUGGUUGUAAAAACUACAAAUUUAACAAACAGUUAUUUAAGAACACAAUCUGUGCACGUGUUUUUCGUAAUCUAUGUGACACUGAACACAGAAUUUAAAUUCAAAACAUGUAGUCACAUAUAAACAUGGGAUUAUAUCAUACAUAUAUAGAUAGGUCCAGGUUAGUUGAAAAAUAUCUUCCUGUUUUUCUGGAACAGCAGACACAAAAGUAUUUUAACCCAGAAAAUAAGGCACAUGAUGGAGUUACUCCGCCAUGAGUUCUCAAGCUCUGGUCAACCAUGAUGUAAUAAUUCCAUAAAGUGGCAGGAAGGGUAGCAUUCUGUACUCAUUAGGGUACUUUGCUCACGUGUGCAGCGUAUGGGCAAGCUAGAAAUAAAAUGUGCAAGCAUUGGACCAUGUCCUUAAUUCUAACAUUAUCUGGGUGCGUCUCAAUAAGAUUGUGUUGGGCACUCACCCAUUUAUAAUACAUUCACACAAUUUGAAUUUAAUAUGGCAGGAUAAUUUGUUUUGUUAAUACUUUUUUUGAAAUCUAUAUUUUCACAUAUGCAUUAUACAAUUAUUGGGUGUAAAUUAUUUAUUUUUAUUUUAUUUAAUUUUUUUCAAGUAAAGAGCCAAAAGAUCCGGAACAGCUAUACAACACACUAAAAAACAUUCUUCAGCAGGUGAAGGUAUGUCGGCAUUUCAUUAAAGAUUUUCUUUUUUCCCUUUACACAAAUUUAUAUCCCUGGAUCCCUAGCAGUGCUUUAAAUUGAAUUUUACUGGCUAUUACAGCCGGUGGUCUUUUUGCGAUCGAAGGUGAUUCAAUAAAUUACUUUUCUUGGAAGUGUCUGAUCGUAAUUUCAACUCCAGACCCUGGAAGAUAAUACUGGGGCAAUCACGUUACCUAUCAUUUAUUUUAAACACCAAUUCUGCGGUCUGACAUCUACUAUUUAAAGCUGAAGGUUAGCAAGUGGGUAAAGUGGGACUAGAUAAUUUUAACAAUUCAUAAAAUGUCACGCAUGUUUAAAUAAUUGUGGGCAUAUAAAUAAUGGUUCUGGUCAUAACGUAAGACUCAUUUAUAUUUGUGCUCUAGGAGGUAUAUUAAAUUACAUUUAGUCGUUACCCGAACGGUUUUCUAUAAAUUAGCAAAUUAAAUUCCUAAUAGAAUCAUGUCUCCCUUUAAUGUUCCCUUGCUCUCCCACUCAUUUUAAAAAGAAAGGCCGUAGGAUCAUGAAAGGGGUUAAUAUAAAUUCAAUAAUUCCACGCCACAUCUCAGUAGUGAAAAAAAAAAGGUGCAAACUAAGUGUCUCAAAGGGUUUUAAAGAUACAAUAAUGUUCUGGUGCAGUUCUAGGCAACCUUCGGCACUCCAGAUGUUGAGCACUAUAUCUCCCCUAAUGCUUAGCAAGCAUUAUGACUGCAAGAGUCUCAUGAGAGAUGUAGUCCACAACUUUUGGAGUGCCAAAAUUUGCCUAUCCCUGUUCAGGUGGGAUGUGUGACAUUUAGAUUUGGAAGCUGAGCAGGUCUAUUUCCUUCUCUGGAAACAUUAAAUUAAAAUUAAACAAAAAUACUUAUCUUCCACGUUCUUUCAUUUGAGAGGGGCUGACUGCAACUCCAGAAAACUUCUACAAGAUCAAGUAUAGGCUCUACCAACCAGCAGCCUCUCAUUCUAUUCUAUGGCAUCGGAUUUUCUCAUAUAAACCCCUGGCCAACAGUGAUUUAUGACAUAAGUUUAUUUUCAUCAAGCAGUUCUGUGCACCAUGUAAUAUGCAUGUAACUGCUCAGUAAACUGAUAUAACGCAGCCAGUGAUUUCACCAGAAAUUUUUGGACCCAUUUUAGGCAUGUGGUCCCAGGGACUUAUUUCAAAAGUUCAUCUACAAGGAUAAAUAAAGUUUAUUCAGUGUGUGUUUACCUGCAUAGUGGGUGCAGAAUGUGUGAAUAGUGGGUGCAGUAUGCGUAGUGAAUGAUGUGUGUGUACUAAGUGUAAUAUUUGUUUAGUGGAUGCAGUGUGUGUAGUGGAUGCAUUGUCUAUAGGGAAUGCUGUGUUUAUGUUGGUGGAUGCAAUGUAUGUUUGUAUUUGUGGUGUUGGAUUGGGGCUCUGGGGGGGUGAACAGUUUUUUAAAUUGAUAAUAAAGCUUAUUCUGCCGUUCCCGCCUCUUACCUGUGGCCCGGGAGGAGGGACACUACACUGAUUAACCACAACAUUUAAACCACUUGCCUAAUAUUACUCCUGCCCCUCGUGUUGCAAAACAGCUCUGAUGCCUCGAGACAUGGACUCCACAAGACCUCUGAAUAUGUCCCGUGGUAUCUGGCACGCAUUUAAACCAAGUCUUUUGAGGUGGGACCUCCAGGGAUUGGAUUUAUUGCUCCAGCACAUCCGACAGAUGCUCAAUCGUAUUGAGAUCUGAGGAAUUUGGAAGCCAAUGCAACACCUUGAACUCUUUAUCAUGUUCCUCAAAUGUUCCUCAAUUUGUGUAGUGUGGCAUGGUGCAUUAUCCUGCUGAAAGAGACCAGAGCCAUCAAGGAACACCAUUACGGUGAAGGGUUGUACAUGGUCUGCAACAAACUCUAGGUAGGUGUUAUGUGUCAAAGUAACAUCUACAUGAAUGUCAGGACCCAAGAUUUCCCAGUAGAACUUUGCCCAGAGCUUGCCUUUUUUCACACACCCGGCCAGCUACCUGAUCUGAAAGAAAACGUGAUUCAUCAGACCUAUUAAACUUCGUCCAGUUCUGAGACUCACGUCCCCAUUGAAGGCGCUUUUGUGAGUGGAUGGGGAUCAUCAUGGGCUCUUAAAAAGAAUAAAAACUCACCUUUAUUACAGCGCCAUGCAUGGACAGGCAGUACACAUUAGAACAACUACAUUGAGCUGUAAUUGUUCUGGUGACUAUAGUGUCUCUUUAAGUUUUUCAGCAAUUUGAGCUACUGUAGCUCCUCUGUGGGAUUGGAUCAGCCAGACUAGCUUUUGCUCUCCAUGUCCACCAAUGAGCCUUGACCGCCCAUGACUCUGAUGCCGGUUCACCUGUUGUCCUUCCAUGAACCACUUUUGGUAGGUACUAACCACUGAAUACUGAGAAGAUCCCACAAGAUUUCCCAUUUUGGAGAUGUUUUAGCCAUCACUAUUUGGCUCUUGUCAAAGUCAAUUGGAUCUUUUCAUUUGCCCAUUUUCCUGAUGCCAACACAUGAAAUGGCUAUCCACUUGCUGCAUAAUAUAUCCCACCCUUGACAGGUGCCAUUGUAACCAUAUAAUCAAUGUUAUUUACUUCACCUAUCAGUGGUUUUAAUGUUGUGGCUGAUCAGUGUAGAUUCCCUGGUGGUCCAAUGGUACAGCAACUUGUAUAGUGAAGAGAAAGCUCAGGAGUCUCCUUCUUCCGCUAGGAAGCAGGUCCUCUCCUUGUCUUGCGAGCCUAGCAUGCAACACUCGGACAGCUGCACGCGAGGACACUGCCGGAGGUGGAAUUUGGAGUGUUCUGGCCGCCUUCUUCAUUAUAGAAGACAGCAGGAGCCUGCAAGUGCAUAUAUAUACACAGUGAGGGAAAAAAGUAUUUGAUCCCCUGCUGAUUUUGAACGUUUGUCCACUAACAAAGAAACGAUCAGUCUAUAAUUUUAAUGGUAGGUGUAUUUUAACCGUGAGAGACAGAAUAACGAAUAAAAAAAUCCAGAAAAACGCAUGUCAAAAAAGGUAUAAAUUGAUUUGCAUGUCAUUGAGGGAAAUAAGUAUUUGACCCCUUCGAGUUAGUACUUGGUGGCAAAACCCUUGUUGGCAAUCACAGAGGUCAGACAUUUCUUGUAGUUGGCCACAAGGUUUGCACACAUCUCAGGAGGGAUUUUGUCCCACUCCUCUUUGCAGAUCCUCUCCGAGUCAUUAAGGUUUCGAGACUGACCUUUGUCAACUCAAACCUUCGUCAACUCAAACCUUCAGCUCCCUCUACAGAUUUUCUAUGGGAUUAAGGUCUGGAGACUGGAUAUGCCACUCCAGGACCUUAAUCUGCUUCUUCUUUGUUGCCUUGGCAGUGUGUUUUGGGUCAUUGUCAUGCUGGAAUACCCAUCCACGACCCAUUUCCAACGCCCUGGCUGAGGGAAGGAGGUUCUCACCCAAGAUUUGACGGUACAUGGCCCCAUCCAUCGUCCCUUUGAUGCGGUGCAGUUGCCCUGUCCUCUUAGCAGAAAAACACCCUCAAAGCAUAAUGUUUCCAUCUCCAUGUUUGAUAGUGGGGAUGGUGUUCUUGGGGUCAUAGGCAGCAUUCCUCCUCCUCCAAACACAGCGAGUUGUGCUGAUGCCAAAGAGCUAGAUUUUGGUCUCCUCUGACCACAACACUUUCACCCAGUUCUCCUUUGAAUCAUUCAGAUGUUCAUUGCUAAACUUCAGACAGGCUUGUACAUGUGCUUUCUUGAGCAGGGGGACCUUGUGGGUGCUGUAGGAUUUCAGUCCUUCACGGCGUAAUGUGGUACCAAUUCUUUUCUUGGUGACUAUGGUCCCAGCUGCCUUGAGAUCAUUAACAAGAUCCUCCCGUGUAGUUCUGGGCUGAUUCCUCACCAUUCUCAUGAUCAUUGAAACUCCACGAUUUGAGAUCUUGCCUGGAGUACCAGACUGAGGGAGACUGACAGUUAAUUUGUGUUUCUUCCAUUUGCGAAUAAUCGCACCAACUGUUUUCACCUUUUCACCAAGCUGUUUGGCGAUGGUCUUGUAGCCCAUUCCAGCCUUGUGUAGGUCUACAAUCUUGUCCCUGACAUCCUAGGACAGUUUGGAAUCUGAUUGUUUCUGUGGACAGGUGUCUUUUAAACAGGUAACGAGCUGAGGCUAGGAGCACUCCCUUUAAAGAGUGCUCCUAAUCUCAGCUCGUUACCCAUAUAAAAGACACGUGGGAGCCAGAACUCUUUCUGAUUGAUAGGGGAUAUAAUACUUAUUUCACUCAUUGACAUGCAAAUCAAUUUAUAACUUUUUUGAUAUGCGUUAUUCUGGAUUUUUUUUUUAUUUUUUUUAAUCUGUCUCCAACUGUUAAAAUACACCUAUCAUUAAAAUUAUAGAUUGAUCAUUUCUCUGUCAGGGGAUCAAAUACUUUUUUCCCCUCACUGUAUAUAGCGAGUACCGGGAACUCUGCAACGUUGAUAAGGUACUUAUAAGGUUUUCUUUUAAAUGAGGACUAUGAACAAUAUAUAGCGGGGACAUAGUUUAGUGGUUAAAGAAGCCAACUGCGGUUACUGAAUUUGAUUCCCAGCAGCAUCCACUCAGUCUUACAACCUUAUGUAGUCAAUCAAAUACUUUGAAGGUAAUAUUAUUUUUAACAUAAUCCACUACCGCUGAGUUCUAUGGAAGCAGUACUACAUUUUAUUGUCAAACAGUGAUAAAUGUAAUCUUUACAGGAUAGAUUUUCAAAUGUACAUCCUUGAAAAAUGACAUAGAAUGGAAUAAGAACAUUUGUGACCCAGUCUGAACACAAGCUGAACAAGCAAUACAUUUUAAGCUUUACAAAGCUGGAGUUUAUGAAAACUGCUUUAAUUCAUGACCUUUGCACGCAUAACAUGGCAUAUGGAUCAUAAAAUAUAUCACCUUUCAGCAAUGUCUAAUGACUAUGCUAUACAGUCAUGUAAUGUGUAAGAAACAUGAUGCUGCUUAUUAAAGGACCAGAUCCUACUGUACAAUCAUUAGUCGCUCAAGAUAUUUUAAGAUUUGAGUAUCACAAAAUCACUCGAGUUUGUCAGUAUUUAUGAGGGCUUUACGAACACAGGAGUAAGUCAUAUCUAGAGGCCAUUACCUGCAUGACCUCUAGAUGUAAACAACACUGAAUCUUUAUGGGAAGUCCUAGAGCACAAUGGGGGAGAUUUAGCAAGGCAAAAAAACAUGCUAUUCUAAGUGCAAAGUGCUAAUUGUUGAGUGAGUGAUAAGCUAAUUACCCCCUAACGGUGAUUGCUUAUUUUGGACUUUUCCUCAGAAAAAGCACUUGUUUUUGCCUUGAUAAACAUCCCAUUAUGUGUGAUGCCAAUAUCAUCAGAACUGGUUGUUUUUCUUCUUAAAAUAUAGCACAAUACCCCACUCCAUACUGUAUAUGGAGUAAAUCAAGAAGAAUUAAUGUUUUUCAGAAGGCAUAGUGUGUUCUGUCUCAUUUAAUAGAUUAUUUUGUAAUUUGAGGUGUUUUUACUACUUUUUUCUCCCAAAGCAGAACCCCACUAUGGUGGUUUUAGAUUCAUUAUUAUUAUAUUGUAUUUUUCGUAGGUGACCAUUUAUAAUUCUAUUUUGAGUAUUUUUAAAAUAGUUAUUUGACACUCGUUUUAACUUUUUAUUACAUCAAAGAGCCAUCAAAGUGCCUGGCCCUUUAUGGAACCUGUGAAAAAGACUGAAGCGCCUGGAUAUUACGAAGUGAUACGAUUUCCGAUGGGUAAGAUCACUUUCUAAUUGAUGAAGAUAACAUGUUCAUCAAACUAAUGCAUUUUCUUCCUACGUUUUCAAUCUGACCUUACAGAGAAUAUUUUAAAUUGUUUGUUAUGUAAAAUGAAUGGUAUUUUUAAUUUUUAAAAAGCAAAGAUGUUUGAGACCGAUAUCUGUAGCCCCAUUUUUACCAGAUACCUAUGGUCUUGGAUUAGAAUAAUCAAGUCUUUUAAAAUGUUGAGCCUCACAAGAGCCAGAGCUUCCACUUAACGUGAAACAUUAGGACACCUUUUUAAUUCAUCACAAAACAAUUAUUAUACUCACUAAUAGGGUUAUUUACUAAAGAGAGAAUUCAAUGUGAAUUUCAAAUUUAAGGUCAAAAUAGCCAAACUUGAAAAAUUCUCAAAGUCAGCUAUACUAUCAGUUCGGUUACUCAUGCCUUAAAUUCCAAAUUCACUUUGAAUUCUCAGUUUAAUGAAUAAUCCUGUUUCUCGAGGGACCCAUUUCACUGACAAUUAUCUCACUGAAAUAAUGAUUACUUUACUCUGAACAACCAGAGGCACAGACAAUAUGACACAUCUCAUUUGUGUCAUAUAAACAAACAAACAAAAAAUAUGCAGAUUUUACUACAGUAAAGUAUUCACUGACUGUAACUGAGUCAUAUCUUAUGUCUGUCACUCUGAUGUUUGAAUAAUUAAUAGAGCAACUCUGAAGUAUUUAAAUACAACGGGCUCUAAAUAGAUUCUGAGAACAGGCUGUUGAACUGUUUGCAGUGGAUCUUGGACUUAAGAAGGAAAGGACAUCCGUUGCUUGAUUCACUGCACAUACAGAGAUAUUGUUAAUUGUGUGCUGGAGGGGCUAGUUGCACUCCCAGCACACGUGACAGAUAGGAACGCUGUUGCAGCUUCCUAAUGUCAAUUCUGUGCAUAAAUUACGUCUGCUGACAACAGAUGUGAAAAACUCAUUCUCCCCGCCCUCUGUCCCUAUCUUACGCUCCUUUCAUCCGCAUUGUUCUUUAAAAAAUAAAAUAAAAACAACUCUCUCCCCUCGCUUUCUCAGAGUUAAUGCAUGUGCUCUGAGCCGGCAAAAUAGUGCAGUCACAUACUUCUGUCUAAGACUACGCGGAGCCCCAGUGAUGUUGCAGCGGGGUGUGGAAGAUCAGCACCAAGAGCUUUGCCCAGCGCUGGUUUCACUUUAAGUAAAACAUUUUUACAAAUUGACGGGAAGGGACACAUUCCUCUUAGUUCCCAGUAAAGAAUAUCACGCCAGAAAGGUCCCCUUUCUCAAAAGGGUUAUAGUAACCCUUUAACCCCUUAAAGACACUUGACAUGUGUGACAUGUCAUGAUUCCCUUUUAUUCCAGAAGUUUGGUCCUUAAGGGGUUAAAGUUAAAUCCUCCUAUUCAAGUUAGUUGUAAAACCAAUUUCACUAUAUAUAGUGAAACGAUUUCUUGACCCUUAUAAGAUUAACAAAAGAUAUCUAUUAUAUUUGCAUUUUCUAUUGGAUUUAUAAUGCAAAUUACACAGGCAGCUAUCUCCAAUUCUGAUUUAAAUGCCCGUUCCUGCUUAUUACAUUCAGUAACAUCUCUAAUGAAAUCUAGAGAGAAUGAUAUUUGGCACAGUGGGAUAUACAUACAUAUAAAAAUAUCCAUUUAAUGUAAUAGAAUUGUGAAACUUUAUUAUUUUGAAGAUAUUUUUCCCAUUACAAUUAGCAAUGACUGUAUUUUAUUAUUGUUUUCACUGGAUCCACAGUAGGGGAGAUAUAAAAUAAUUUGGUGUGUCUCUUAUUUUUUCAUUUUAUAUUCCUUUCAAAUUAAGGGUAUAGACUAGGCAUCACACUACGAAAGCUCAUUGCAGUGAUUAUGGUGCUUAAAGAGUCUGUGGAUGCAUUCCCCUAGUUUGUAUCAGUUUUCAAACCUGAAGCUCAGCCCCUAUUCUGCAACUUUGCUAAUGCUGAAGUGGAUGUGUCCCACAGUCCUAUUUUCUGGACAAUCUGAUGCCUCCACUUCAGUAUGGUCACCUUGGCUAGACCGAAGGUCCAGGUGCAAGGUUCCUUGAUAGUUCAAUGUAAACUCGAGCUGGCCUGGUGUUUUGUGGGUUAGAAACAUAGAAUGUGACGGCAGAUAAGAACCAUUCGGCCCAUCUAGUCUGCCCAAUUUUCUAAAUACUUUCAUUAGUCCCUAGUCUUAUCUUAUAGUUAGGAUAGCCUUAUGCCUAUCCCACGCAUGCUUAAACUCCUUUACUGUGUUAACCUCUACCACUUCAGCUGGAAGGCUAUUCCAUGCAUCCACUACCCUCUCAGUAAAGUAAUACUUCCUGAUAUUAUUUUUAAACCUUUGUCCCUCUAAUUUAAGACUAUGUCCUCUUGUUGUGGUAGUUUUUCUUCUUUUAAAUAUAGUCUCCUCCUUUACUGUGUUGAUUCCCUUUAUAUAUUUAAAUGUUUCUAUCAUAUCCCCCCUGUCUCGUCUUUCCUCCAAGCUAUACAUGUUAAGAUCCUUUAACCUUUCCUGGUAAGUUUUAUCCCGCAAUCCAUGAACCAGUUUAGUAGCCCUUCUCUGAACCCUCUCUAAGGUAUCAAUAUCCUUCUGAAGAUACGGUCUCCAGUACUGUGUACAAUACUCCAAGUGAGGUCUCACCAGUGUUCUGUACAAUGGCAUGAGCACUUCCCUCUUUCUACUGCUAAUACCUCUCCCUAUCCAACCAAGUAUUCUGCUAGCAUUUCCUGCUGCUCUAUUAAUUGUCUGCCUACCUUUAAGUCAUCAGAAAUAAUCACCCCUAAAUCCCUUUCCUCAUAUGUUGAGGUUAGAACUCUAUCAAAUAUUCUGUACUCUGCCCUUGGGUUUUUACGUCCAAGAUGCAUUAUCUUGCACUUAUCCACAUUAAAUGUCAGUUGCCACAAUUCUGACCAUUUUUCUAGUUUACCUAAAUCAUUUGCCAUUUGGCUUAUCCCUCCUGGAACAUCAACCCUGUUACAUAUCUUAGUAUCAUCAGCAAAAAGACAUACCUUACCAUCAAGACCUUCUGCAAUAUCACUAAUAAAAAUAUUAAAGAGAAUGGGUCCAAGUACAGAUCCCUGAGGUACCCCACUGGUGACAAGUCCAAGCUUCGAAUAUAUUCCAUUAACUACAACCCUCUGUUGCCUGUCACUCAGCCACUGCCUUACCCAUUCAACAAUAUUGGAAUCCAAACUUAAAGAUUGCAGUUUAUUGAUAAGCCUUCUAUGUGCAACAGUGUCAAAAGCCUUACUGAAAUCUAGGUAAGCAAUGUCUACUGCACCACCCUGAUCUAUAAUUUUAGUUACCCAAUCAAAAAAAUCAAUAAGAUUAGUUUGGCAUGAUCUCCCUGAAGUAAACCCAUGUUGUCUCUGAUCUUGAAAUCCAUGUGUUUUUAGAUGUUCAUCAAUCCUAUCCUUUAACAUGGUUUCCAUCACUUUCCCCACUACUGAAGUAAGGCUUACUGGCCUAUAGUUGCCCGACUCCUCCCUAUUACCUUUCUUGUAAAUGGGCACAACAUUCGCUAACUUCCAAUCUUCUGGCACUACUCCUGUUAACAAUGAUUGGUUAAAUAAAUCUGUUAAUGGUUUUGCUAGUACACCACUAAGCUCUUUUAAUAGCUUUUUCCUCCACAGUAUCCUUAUUCCUAACCAUGUUCUUGGUUGAUAGCCAGGAUGUGUUCUUCUCUGUUAACAAAGAACAAAAUCCUGUAUAUUGGAUAGAGGUCAGUGACCCGAUCUCUACCCAAUAUACAGCAUAUUUUUUUUCUGUGUAACUAGGUUUGGUUUACUAUUUUAACAUAGGUUUCCAUAAAAUAUUUGCUUUAUGGUGUUUCGUAUAUAGAACAUGUUUAAAUACAAAUUGUUAAAAAAACAACUAUAUUUUAAGAGAUUCUGUUCAAUAUUGUUAUAAUUGGCAUGUACGUAAUUUAUAAUAUAUUCUUUUAAAUAUCUAGGUAUGUUUCUAGACCCCAAUCUAUCCUUUUGCCCUGUACAGAAACAAACAGAUAGUGCAACAAAUGCUAAUGCCGGUCAUUGAUUAUGGGGAUGUAGUGUUUGCACCUGCACCGCAAAACCACCCUAAUAAACUUAAUACAUUAUAUAAUUUGUUCUGUCGCUUUGUACUAGAAUGUAAUUACUUUACCCACCACUGUGACAUGUUAAAAGAGCUAAACUGGCUGUCGCUGGUAUCCCGACACACCCUUCAUCUUUCCAGCCUUGUGCAUAAGAGCAUUUCUGGUAGCUCGGACCUUACCUGAGUAGAAUGCUCUCCCCGGCUGUUCCCACCUCCUAUAACCUCUGAUCCAGUACCAGCACGAUAUUUAGUCUACUUCAAUACAAAAAGAAAGCGGCUCGAUCCUCCUUUUCCUACAGAGCACCGCAACUAUGGAAUAACCUCAGGGACACAGUCAAGUCUUCAUUCAAUCUAAAAUCUUUUAAGAGAUCUAUAGCAAUAUACCUCAGCACAGAAUGCACCUGGCAUGGUUGAAUAUAUUUACCUGUUAUGUAUUAAAUUUAUAUAUAUAUAUAUAUAUAUAUAUAUAUAUAUAUGUGUGUGUGUAUAUAUAGUUUGUAUAUUGUAUUUUUGUAAUAUUGUAACAAUGCAAUGUUUUGUGGAAAAAGAACCAGGACAUACUUGAAAACAAGAGAAAUCUCAAUGUAUCCAUCCUGGUAAAAUAUUUUAUAAAUACAUUUUCAGUAUGCAUAUUCUAUAUUUGAAAUGUUUGUAAAUUUUUUAUUUUUUUUUCUUACCACUUUACAGAUCUCAAAACAAUGAGCGAAAGAGUGAAGAACAGAUAUUAUGUGACGAAAAAAUUGUUUAUGGCAGAUCUGCAAAGGAUAUUUACAAACUGCAGAGAAUAUAAUCCACCUGAAAGUGAAUAUUUCAAAUGUGCAAACAUCAUGGAGAAAUUUUUCUAUACUAAAAUUAAAGAAGCUGGACUUAUUGAUAAAUAAGCAUCAACUUGAUGUGCCUCGUUUUAUUGGCUAGCCUACUGUUUAUAGGACUUAACAUACAUACUCUUCAGAAAUAUAUGUUCUUCUUAAUAUCUUUUGAAGAGAUGCUAUUUUUUUUGCUAUCCAAUAGUUUAAGAUGCUUGAAACCUGUAGGUUUUUGACUACACUAUGUUUGAAUCAGAUUGUUUGUAUAUCUUGAAUUACAAAUUUUGUAUAUUAAUGUAUAUUAAUGUAAUAAAUGUAUAUUAAAUGUAUAUUAAAGAUUGUGUGUAAACCACCAAUCUUACAGCACUGUGCUAGACUGGACAGAUAAAUAGAUUACAGCUCUGCUUAUGCCGGACAUAAGUUAAAUCAUAAUCUAAUUUUAAUAUUUAUACAAAGACACUAAUGCUUUGCUUGGGAAGAUUUCUAAUUUACUAAUACUGCAUUUGUUUGAUAUAUAUUUGCUAUUUUAAAUAUAUAAACGACCCAUGGCAUUGUUCCUGUUGCAAUACAAAAAAUACUCCCAGUUCUUUUAUUUUGUUAUAGCAAAAGUUUAGUAUACUGUUAUAUUUAUAUUUAAAUACAUACAGAUUUAAUGUAAAAAAUAUUUGGUUAAUUUGAGAAGCUUUUUUUAGAAUUUUGAUGCUUUUAAUUUUUAUGACUUUUAGUUAUAAUAUUGUACAAAGUUGAACAUUUUGAGAUUUUAAGGAAAUACAUACAGAUUUAAUGUAAAAAAUAUUUGGUUAAUUUGAGAAGCUUUUUUUAGAAUUUUGAUGCUUUUAAUUUUUAUGACUUUUAGUUAUAAUAUUGUACAAAGUUGAACAUUUUGAGAUUUUAAGGAAUUAUCCCCAAAACAAAAUUUUAUGUAGUGGCACAAUUGUUUGUUUUUUUUUUUAUACAGUUUUGUACCAGAAGAUUUUGACACUUUUUUUUUUUUGUGUGUGUGUAAAAGCUUUAUUUGGAGUUCAUCUAUUGACCAUAAUAACCACACUCGGGUUACUGUUUGUACUUAAGUUACAAAGUAAUUUCACCCACUGACACAUUUUUUAGUCAAAUUGUUUUUUUUUAACCAUUUUGUUUUGUGGCAUAUGUAAACAAAAUAACAUGCCUUCUGUCAUUUAUAAUCCAGUCCUUUGCAAUACAGAAAUUAUACUUGUAUACUAUGAAGGUGGUAUACAACAUUAUGUCCCUUUCCCUGCCCCCUCUCCUCACCUCACCUAAAGUGUUACUUCAAGCACCAACUAGAAUAAUUUGAAGUGGUCAUGGUGCUUGGAGUCAGUUUGGAAUGCUGCAUGUAGAGAUAUAGCAGCUUGCUACCAGAGGUGUACCUUCAAAGGUUCUGGGCUGGAUAAUGUGAAUUCUGUGCAUAUUGGGCAUUUGUCAUUGUCAUGCAUAGCAUGCUUAUGACAAGUGACCAAUGGUAGCACGAACCCCCUUCGCCCUGCCAGAGUCCUUCCUGGGACAUUGCUACCCCUGCUGUAAGGGGAAAUUAUUUAACCGGAGAAGGAUUAAGCUACAGGGAGAACUUGCCAUCAGAGCUGAAUGGAAGGUUUUCCCCUUUUUUUAAAAAAAGGGGGAAGGGCAUGCCAGCAAAAGUUACCCACACCUUCCAACACUGUUUUGGUUGGAGUAACAUUUUAAAAAGCUAUGUGAAUUGUGCAGGAAAAUAUAUAUUGUGCCAAUCACGAUCACUGCAAGUGUGUUAAAUAUCCAGUUGGCAUGCAAUAUGUUAAAAUUAUUUUACAUUAAUAAAAGUGACCUUUUUUUUUUUUUUUUAAAUGAUAGAUUCUUCUGUGAAUGUUCUGAACCCUUAAUGUAUUGUUUAGUAGCUACACUGUUUGAAAAGACUGCCCCUUUUAUAUACUGAAUGCAUUUUUAUGUUGUAUAAAUUUUAAAGAAACAUUUUAUUAUAGAUACUGUGCAAUAAUGCUGGAAUAGAAUGUGUGGUUUUGCAAAUGCUUUAUAUAGAAAAAUAAUAUACCUUUGUAAAUUUAAUAUAUUG